Coregonus sp. 'balchen' is the source of this 60227-nucleotide messenger RNA. Lineage: Eukaryota; Metazoa; Chordata; Actinopteri; Salmoniformes; Salmonidae. The record is from the annotation of a GenBank genome assembly.
AUGCGGCGUUUCGUCUACUGUAAGGUGGUGCUGACCACCUCGCUUGUCUGGGUGCUGGUGGAUGUCUUCCUGCUUCUCUACUUCAGCGAAUGUAACAAAUGUGAUGAGAGGAAGGACCACUCACUGCUGCCUGCUCUCAGAGGUGAGCCCUACAUUGAAUCAACUUUAUUAAUCCCAUGAGGGGAAAUUCGGUUUGUCACCAGCAAGACACAAACAACAACAAAUGCAUACUUGAGACGCAUAGACAAAGCAUUGAUGGUUGGUGAAUCAAGCACAACUCAUGACUUCAAUAGAAGCCAAUGGAUUUAAUACUAUAGACUUAAAACCUAAUCAAACAUACAUUAUAGUGUUUUCUCUGUAGAUAUGGGUUGGUGGGUUGGUGGCCCUGUGAAGCAGUCACCAUGACUCAGUCUAGAUAGACAUUUUAUUUGACACAGAUUUGCCAACUCUACACAGUAGUCCAAUACAAACAAGUAAUUGUCCAAUGUAAACACAGUAGUCCAAUACAAAUGACACUAUUCUCAUGCUAUUACUUUUGGGAAUCAGUUUGGAGAACAAACACCAGAGUAAACUUCAAAGAAAAGCAAUGGAGUUACUAAUAAACUUGUUGAAUCUCAGACUAAGUGCACAAUUAAGAGAAAAACACUUGUCCUUGAGAAUGAGAAAAUGGUUGAUUCUCAAUGGCACCCUAUUCCCUAUAUAGUACACUACUUUUGACCAGGGUUCAUAGGGCUCUGGUCAAAAGUAGUGCACUUUAUAGGGAAUAGGGUGCCAUUUGGGACACAUCUGCCUUGAUCCAACUGUCCCGAGUGGCGCAGUGGUCUAAGGCACUGCAUCGCAGUGCUAGCUGUGCCACUAGAGAUCCUGGUUCGAGUCCAGGCUCUGUCGCGACCGGGAGACCCAUGGGCGGCGCACAAUUGGUCCAGCGUCGUUCAAGGUAGGGGAGGGUUUGGCCGGCAGGGAUGUGGGUUUGUUUCCCACGGGGGGCCAGUAUAAUAAAUAAAUAAAUAAAAUAUAUUUAAAAAAAUAUAAUAAGAAACAUUUUUUUUAUGCAUUCGACUAACUGUAAGUCGCUCUGGAUAAGAGUGUCUGCUAAAUGACUAAAAAUGUAAAAAAAAUGUUAAAGCAGCUGUUAAGUAGGAAAAGAGAGCCUUUGGCUAUACAUCCGUAUCCCUGGUUAAUCAUGCGUAUCCACUGGAGUCUCCUUUCCUUCUUUGGCCCAGUAUUCCCUUACAUGUCCUUUCCAGUAAGCAGGUUUACAAGUGACCCGCUAAGCUGCUUUCAAGGUUAGAAUUGGGGAGAAACCACCGCCAGAAAGAGGCUAAAAAGCUAUGUGGCCUUCUCGAUUCCAGACUCAUUUCCAUCACAACAGUGCUGAAGUUACAUACGAGUUACUUAUGCUCUUAGUUUAAUUGAAAUGGUGUUAUUCGGUUUGGCACAUGCACUCAGCAUUGAGGUCAUUUUCAGACUAAAUAUGUCAGUGUAAGCUUUUGGGAGAAUUAAUGGCUUAGGCUUUUGGCAGUCUGUCACCCAUUCUCUCUGUUGCUUUAAGAGGCUCCAAUGAACAUUGUCAAAGAUAUUUGCUUGGCCUAAUGGUCUUUGAUCCUUGUAUUACAUAUGUUAAUAUUAUUUAGUUUAGGCCUUUUUUGACAUUCUUAAAGGGAUAGUUCACCAAUAUGUCAUUAUGUAAUUUAGGUGAAUCCCUUUAAUAAAGUACAAGUACACUGAGUAUACCAAACAUUAGGAACCCACAGAACAGCCUCAAUUCGUCGGGGCAUGGACUCUACAAGGUGUCGAAAGCGUUCCACAGGGAUUCUGGCCCAUGUUGACUCCAAUGCUUCCCACUGUUGUGUCAAGUUGGCUGGAUGUCCUUUGGGUGAUAGACCAUUCUUGAUGCACACAGGAAACUGUUGACUUUUGCAGUUCUUGACACAAACCGGUGUGCCUGGCACCUACUACCAUACCCUGUUCAAAGGCACUUCAAUCUUUUGUCUUGCCCAUUCACCCUCUGAAUGGCACACAUACACAAUCCAUGUCUCAUUUGUCUCAAAGCUUAACAAUCCUUCUUUAACCUGAAUCCUCCUCCCCUUCAUCUUACACUGAUUGAAGAGGAUUGAAGUGGAUUUAACAAGUGACAUCAAUAAGGGAUCACAGCUUUCACUUUGUCAGUCUGUCAUGGAAAGAGCAUUCUUAAUGUUUGUUUACUCAGUGUAUGACUACAAUACAUUGAAAUACUGCAGUUUCUUUGUAGUGUUGUAUAAUUUAUAUUCUACUGUGAAGCAAAACAUGGCUUUUACACGUGUUGGUUUUAGAUUGGAUGAUUACUUAUAAUAUCCAUUUGUUUGAAUUAUGCAACCAAAUGUAUUACAUCAAUAUACAAGCCUUACAACAAUAUUAUACAACCAUAUAAUCACCAUGCUACGACUAAGGAAUUGCAACCUAUGAAGUUAUACAGUAAGCCAUAUGGAUUGGAUCAAUCUCAUUGCAUUAUAUCUCAUUUGGACAAGUGGACGCCGAUUCCAGUGUACAUAAUCUAGUCAAUAAUGGACUUUUAAAGAAUGUUUGCGUUUGAUUCCAGAUGAGGGCAGGUACACCUCAGCGGUGGCUCGGUCUGUAUUGGGUACUGCAUUAAACAUAUGGUCUGACCAUAAAGUUAUGUUUCAAGUUUUAUUAGUCGUGCCGUAUGUACAGGAUAUACAUGGUAUACACCGUCCAAUGAAAUGCUUACUUGCAGGUUCCUUCUCGACGAUGCAACAAGAAAUAAAAGAUUUGAAUACGAACAUAAAGUAAUGGGUGCCAUUUGACGUUAAACCCAACAAAAAGUUUCCAUUACAAAUGGGAUUCGAUGAAAGCUGUGCAAGAGGGUAAGCGUUUGGUAAUGGGUAAGCCAUUGUAGCAGAUGUCAGAAGUAUACAGUAGUUACCGAAAUCUCCUACUCACUAAACAAAUAGCUUAUUGAUUUUAUUAAUAAUUUAUGUAUAUGUAGUCAGCAUGUCAACAUUGCUGGUUCCCAGAACAUUCUGUGCCAUUUCUGGGUGUACAGUAGAACUGAGUAGCUCCUCCUAUAAAGAAGAUCCUCUAUUUUAGACAGCUUCAAAAACAGAAAUACAUAAAACAUUUCCGACCACAUUGUGUUUCAAACCUUCUAUAAUCUUGGAAUUGAAGAUAUACAAAAAAAAUGCUAUUUUUCCUAUCAGUAUGUUUUUGUGUAAGCACUAAGCCAGCAGUGUCAACCUCACUUCCUGGAGGUCAGUGGGCCUACUGGUAAUUGUUAUUUCCUUUUAAGUCGUGCCCAAUUAAGACCUAGACAACCAAGUGAGGGGAGUUCCUAACUAAUUAAUGACCUUAAUUCAUCAAUCAAGUACAAGAGAAGAGCGCAAACCCACAGACACUCGGCCCUCCAGGAAUUGAGUUUGACACCCUUGCACUAAGCCAAUUGAGAGUGAGUUCACCGAGUGCUAGCCCUGAAACAAACAGUAGCAUUGCGUUGUUGUACUGUUAUGAAGCUGAUUUGGGUUUGGGCUCUUGUGAUGUCCUGGCAGCUAGGUCAAACAGGGAAGCAGGAGGCAAGGGAGAGAGAGAGGACAGGAGCUGCCCCCAAAACAGAGUCUUUGUCCCGAAUGGAAGCCUAUUCCCUUUAUAGUGCACUACUUUUAACCAGAGCCCUACGUCCAGUCUCUUAACUCAGCAACCUUGUACAGGCCACAAAGUCCCCUUCCACUCUCCUCUGCAAAGUAAAAAAAGCAUAGAAAUGGCUUGAGGAUGUUGGAAACCAAGCUAAGAUAAUCAAGAUAAGAGAAUCAUAGCCGCCCUGCAAUCAAUGUAAAUCCAAUGGAUUGAGCUUGCCCUUAAAGCAGGCUUCCCAGCCUUCUGGGAGAAUCAAUCAGUCCAAUUUGAGUUUUUUGAAAAUCACAUUGGGAACUGCUGAUGGAACCAAAAGACACAGUUUUCUUUUUGAAUGGGAAAACAAAUCUAAAUGACUACAUUUCCAUUUAGUCAUUUACAGAUGCUCCUAUACAAAGUUACUUUUGCAUUCAUAUAAGGGGGGGGGGGGGGGGGGGGGGGGGGGGGGGGGGGGGGGGGGGUCUGCUGUACUAGCUUCAGGGGGAAGCUGGUUCCACCAUUGGGGUGCCAUGCCAGGACAGAGAAGAGCUUGGACUGAGUGGGAGUUUCCUUCCCGUAGGGGUGGGAGGACCAAGAGACCAGAGGUGGCAGAAUGGAGUGCUUGGGUUGGGGUGUAGGGUUUGAGCAUAGCCUGAAGGUAGGGAGGGGCAGUUCCUCUUGCUGCACUGUAGGCAAGUACCAUGAUCUUGUAGUGGAUACAAGCAUCAACUGGAAGCCAGUGGAGUGUGCGGAAGAGCGGGGUGACAUGGGAGAACUUGGGAAGGUUGAAGACCAGGUGGGAUGCAGUGUUCUGAAUAAGUUGCUGGGAUUUGAUGGUACAAGCAGGGAGCCCAGCCAACAGCGAGUUGCAGUAAUCCAGAUGGGAGAUGACCAGUGCCUGGAUUAGGACCUGCGCUGCUUCCUGUUUGAGGUAGGGUCAUACUCUACAGAUGUUGUAGAGCCUGAACCUGCAGGAGCAAGCCACUGCUUUGAUGUUUGCAGAGAAGGACCGGGUGUUGUCCUGGGUCACGCCAAGGUUCUUUGCACUCUGGGAGGGCGACAUUGUGGAGUUGUCAACGUGAUAGAGGUCUUUGAGCGGGCAGGCCUUACCCGGGAGAAAGAGAAGCUCAGUCUGGUUGAGGUUGAGCUUGAGGUGGUGGGCCGACAUCCAAGCUGAGAUAUCUGCCAGGCACGCAGAGAUGCGUGUCACCACUUUGGUGUCAGAAGGAAGGAAGGAGAAAAGUAGUUGAGUGUCAUCCGCAUAGCAAUGAUAGGAGAGACCAUGUGAGGAUAUGAUGUAGCCGAGUGACUUGGUGUAUAGAGAGGGCCUAGAACUUAUCAAUGUGUCAAGCUCAUUGAGGAACUCUCCCAGGGCACCUGGUGGGCGAUAGUUGACAUCAAUGUUAAGCUUGAGUGGACAAGUGACAGUGACAGCAUGGAAUUCAAAUGAGGAGAUGGACAGGAGAGAGGGAGUAAAGAGAAAAUCUCCUGUUAUGAGAAAUUAGUAGCCCUGUGCCACCACCGCGACGACCAGAUGCUCUUAGACUAUGAGAGAAAACGUAGUCAGAUGGAGAGCAGAUGGAGUAGCAGUGUUCUCUGAGGUUAUCCAUGUCUCCGCCAUGGCCAAAAAAAAUCCAGGGACUGAAUGGCAGCAUAGGCUGAGAUGAACUCGGCAGUUCCAAAUGCUGCCAGAGACCCGGAAUUCCACAGAGGUUGUGCGCGCAGGCUACACUAAAUUAGAAGGUUUGUAGCCAAGGUGUGGGGAGUGUCUGUAAAGCCUUCUGUGAGAGGAGUGUACAGAUAUAGAAAACACAUACUGUAGUUACCAAAACUACAAAAAAGCAAAAUGAGAUCAUCAGAAAAUAACUAGGUAAGAUACUCAAGCGUGGAGCCUUCCUGUCUUUCCUUCCUCCAACAACUUGACAGAGCGGUCUUUGUUUCGGUGACGAGACCACCACUGACACAGCAACCACUUAGAAACCAGGGGAGACUGAAGUACAAACACUAAUUGCUAAUUGCCUAGCAGAGGUGAAGAGCACACCUCCCUGUACCAAUUGCUGUUUGCCUAGGAGAGGAGAAACCACUCCCCCUCCAUUACAGCCACUGAUUACCAAAACAAGUCACAAAUUGCCCAACCUCAACCCUGGUUGAUGUGUCAACAAUCUUCUGCAAUUUAUGAGCAGUCAGCAGUUCACACACCAAGUAGGCUACUGGGAAGACAGGCAGCACUUAAAGUAGAUGGCCCUAGCUAGCAAAAAGACAGUACUAGACAACAACAGAUAAAGACAAAUAUAUCAGGAGUCCUCUAGCUAUAAAAUGAAGCACUUACAUAGCCACUGUUGCAAUAAGCUCUGUCACUUGUGGAUUGCAAUACUGUAUUCAUACUUAUUUGUCCAUUUAAAAUACAUAUUUAAUAACUCAUCAAAAGUUUAGGUAGGCUAAUCGAUUAAUCUCCAUUAUUUUUGUCCCCCCCCCCCCAAAAAAAAACUGUAAAGAUAUGUUUUACAGGAAACAGGUUAAAAGAAUAGAGCACUCUUGUUUUUGCUCAACACUAUUGAACAUCUCUACAGACCCAUUGUAUAUGAGUGUGAAGACCAUAUAGCAGUAAUUGCUGACAAAGUCACUGGACAAGGACUAGGGCAGAAGACCUAUGGGCAUUAGGAUGGAUUUGUUGGGCUGAAGAGCCAGAGAAAGGGCAAAUACCACAGUCUCGUUAUUUAUUAUUUAUAAGCCUGAGGAUACUAUUGAGCAGUUCAAUUGAACUUGUGAGGAUACUGUACAUGUUUUCAUAUAGAAAUCACAACAUUGGUGGGUGAAUGGUCACCUGGAUCAGUUGGAGGCAUUAUCUCUCUCUCUCUCUCUCUCUCUCUCUCUCUCUCUCUGAACAACACUGUCGUGAAAAGGGCACGACAAUGCCUCUUCCCCCUCGGGAGGUUAAAAAGAUUUGGCAUGGGCCCUCAGAUCCUCAAAAAGUUAUACUGCUGCACCAUAGAGAGCAUCUUGACUGGCUGCAUCACCACUUGGUAUGGCAACUGCUUGGCAUCCGACCACAAGGCGCCACAGAGGGUGGUGCGGACGGCCCAGUACAUCACUGGGGCUGAGCUCCCUGCCAUCCAGGACCUCUAUACCAGGCGGUGUCAGAGGAAGGCCCAAAAAAGGCUCAAAGACUCCAGCCACCCAAGCCACAGACUGGUCUCUCUGCCACCACACGGCAAGUGGUGCCAAUGCACCAAGUCUGGAACCAAUAGGACCCUGAACAGCUUCUACCCCCAAGCCAUAAGACUUCUAAACAAGACUGCUAAAUAGCUAAUCAAAUGGCUACCUGCAACUCUGUUGCACUGGACUUUACCCACAGUCUCACAUAUACUUACACUGACACCCCAACACACUCACACACACACACACACACACACACACACACACACACACACACACACACACACACACACACACACACACACACACACACACACACACACACACACACACACACCACAUAUGCUGCUGCUUCUGUCUAUUAUCUAUUCUGUUGUCACUUUAUCCCUACCUAUAUGUACAGUACAAUUACCUCGUACCCCUGCACAUCAACUCGGUACUGGUACUCCCUGUUAUUUUCUACUCCCUAUAUAUAACCAUGUUAUUUUCUACUCUCUAUAUAUAGCCAUGUUAUUUUCUACUCCCUAUAUAUAACCAUGUUAUUUUCUACUCUCUAUAUAUGUCACGAUCGUCUGAAGGAUUGGACCAAUGCGCAGCGUUGCGAGUGAACAUGAUGACUUUAUUAAUCAAAGCAACCACGAAAAACAACAAAAGACGAUACGUGAAGUUCUAUACUGAAAUACGACAAACAGCAACAAAGAAACAAUAACCCACAACACAAAGGAGAAAACAUACAGAAUAUAUAUGGCUCCCAAUCAGAGAUAACGAGCCGACAGCUGACACUCGUUACCUCCGAUUGGGAGUCAUCGACCAAUCACCACAUGACACAAACAAAAUGAAACUCACCCAUCCCCAACACCACCAAAUGAAAUACACCCAAACACAUGAAAAUGAACAACCCUGGCUCAAUAUAAACGUCCAUAGAGCCAGAGUGUCACAGUACCCCCCCCCUAAAGGUGCGAACUCCGGGCGCACCAACAUCAGGACUAGGGGAGGGUCUGGGUGGGCGUCUGUCCAUGGUGGCGGCUCUGGCCCCGGUCGUGAUCCCCACCCCACCACAGUCACAACCUGCUUCGGUAGCCUCCUCCUAAUGACCACCCUCCACCUAACCCCACCUGGACUAAGGGGCAACCCCGGACUAAGGGGCAGCAUCGGCCUAAGGGGCAGCACCGGGAUAAGGGGCAGCACCGGGAUAAGGGGCAGCACCGGGAUAAGGGGCAGCACCGGACUAAGGGGCAGCACCGGACUACGGGGCAGUACCGGACUAAAGGGCAGUACAGGACUAAGGGGCAGCACCGGGCUAAGGGGCAGUACCGGACUCAGGGGCAGCACCGGACUAAGGGGCAGCACCGGGCUAAAGGGCAGCACCGGGCUAAGGGGCAGUACCUGACUAGAUGGCGGAUCCUGGCUGGCUGGCUCUGGCGGAUCCUGGCGGGACGGCUCUGGCGGAUCCUGGCGAGACGGCUCUGGCGGAUCCUGGCGGGACGGCUCUGGCGGAUCCAGGCUGGACGGCUCUGGCGGAUCCUGGCGGGACGGCUCUGGCGGAUCCUGGCUGGACGGCUCUGGCGGAUCCUGGCUGGACGGCUCUGGCGGAUCCUGGCUGGACGGCUCUGGCGGAUCCUGGCUGGACGGCUCUGGCGGAUCCUGGCUGGACGGCUCUGGCGGAUCCUGGCUGGACGGCUCUGGCGGAUCCUGGCUGGACGGCUCUGGCGGAUCCUGGCUGGACGGCUCUGGCGGAUCCUGGCUAGACGGUUCUGGCGGAUCCUGGCUGGACGGCUCUGGCGGAUCCUGGCUGGACGGCUCUGGCGGAUCCUGGCUGGACGGCUCUGGCGGAUCCUGGCUGGCUGACGGAUCUGGCGGAUCCUGGCUGGCUGACGGAUCUGGCUGCUCAUGGCUGGCUGACGGAUCUGGCUGCUCAUGGCUGGCUGACGGAUAUGGCUGGCUGACGGGUCUGGCUGCUCAUGGCUGGCUGACGGGUCUGGCUGCUCAUGGCUGGCUGACGGGUCUGGCUGCUCAUGGCUGGCUGACGGAUCUGGCUGCUCAUGGCUGGCUGACGGAUCUGGCUGCUCAUGGCUGGCUGACGGGUCUGGCUGCUCAUGGCUGGCUGACGGAUCUGGCUGCUCAUGGCUGGCUGACGGAUCUGGCUGCUCAUGGCUGGCUGACGGAUCUGGCUGCUCAUGGCUGGCUGACGGAUCUGGCUGCUCAUGGCUGGCUGACGGGUCUGGCUGCUCAUGGCUGGCUGACGGGUCUGGCUGCUCAUGGCUGGCUGACGGGUCUGGCUGCUCAUGGCUGGCUGAAGGCACUAGCGGCUCCGAUCUGGCGGACGGCUCUGAAGGCUCAUGGCAGACGGGCGGCUUUGCAGGCUCAGUACAGACGGGCGGCUUAUGCAGCGCUUGACAGACGGGCAGUUCAGACGCCAUAGGGCCGACAGGCAGUUCAGGCGCCGUUGGGCAGACGGCCAGUUCAGGCGCCGUUGGGCAGACGGCAGACUCUGGCCGACUGGUGACGCACCCCGUAGGAUUCGUGCGUGGAGCAGGAACAGGCCGGGCUGGGCUGGCGACGCGCACCUUAUCCCUGGUGCGAGUGGCCGGAACAGGCCGGGCCGGGCUGGCGACGCACAUCGUGGACCUGGUGCGUGGAGUAGGAACAGACCGGUCCGUACCGGGAACACCCACCACUGGCCUUAACUGGGGAUCAAGAACGGACCGGACCAGACUGGGAACACACUUCAGUCUCUCAUGCCGUGCCACAACAACUUCCCUCACUCUACUCGCCAAUGGCUCCCGUAAUCCGAUAGCCUUCUCUCCAGCUCUACCUGUGGCAGCCUCCUGCUGCCCAGGCGCCCAAGCCAUGUGCCCCCCCAAAAAAAUUUUUUGGGGAGUAACCACGGGCUUCCAGCCUCGACUCCGCGCUUCCUCUUCAUACCACCUCCUCUCGGCUGCAGCUGCCUCCAGCUCUUCACGAGGGCGGUGAUAUUCCUCCUCAUACCACCUCCUCUCGGCUGCAGCUGCCUCCAGCUCUUCACGAGGGCGGUGAUAUUCCUCCGGUUGUGCCCAAGGACCCUUUCCAGCCCGAAUCUCCUCCCAUGUCCAAAAGUCCUUAGGAGGCUUCCAUAAAUCCUGCGUAGGUAGGUCCUGUUGCCGCUUGUUACGCCGCUUGGUCCUCUUGUGGUGGGUUAUUCUGUCACGAUCGUCUGAAGGAUUGGACCAAUGCGCAGCGUUGCGAGUGAACAUGAUGACUUUAUUAAUCAAAGCAACCACGAAAAACAACAAAAGACGAUACGUGAAGUUCUAUACUGAAAUACGACAAACAGCAACAAAGAAACAAUAACCCACAACACAAAGGAGAAAACAUACAGAAUAUAUAUGGCUCCCAAUCAGAGAUAACGAGCCGACAGCUGACACUCGUUACCUCCGAUUGGGAGUCAUCGACCAAUCACCACAUGACACAAACAAAAUGAAACUCACCCAUCCCCAACACCACCAAAUGAAAUACACCCAAACACAUGAAAAUGAACAACCCUGGCUCAAUAUAAACGUCCAUAGAGCCAGAGUGUCACAAUAUAUAACCAUGUUAUUUUCUACUCUAUAUAUAACCAUGUUAUUUACUGCUCCCUAUAUAUAACCAUGUUAUUUUCUACUCUCUAUAUAUAACCAUGUUAUUUUCUACUCUCUAUAUAUAACCAUGUUAUUUUCUACUCUCUAUAUAUAACCAUGUUAUGUUCUACUCUCUUUAUAUACUCUCUAUAUAUAACCAUGUUAUUUUCUACUCCCUAUAUAUAACCAUGUUAUUUUCUACUCUCUAUAUAUAACCAUGUUAUUUUCUACUCUCUAUAUAUAACCAUGUUAUUUUCUACUCUCUAUAUAUAACCAUGUUAUUUUCUACUCUAUAUAUAACCAUGUUAUUUUCUACUCUAUAUAUAUAACCAUGUUAUUUUCUACUCUAUAUAUAACCAUGUUAUUUACUGCUCCCUAUAUAUAACCAUGUUAUUUUCUACUCUCUAUAUAUAACCAUGUUAUUUUCUACUCUCUAUAUAUAACCAUGUUAUUUUCUACUCUCUAUAUAUAACCAUGUUAUGUUCUACUCUCUUUAUAUACUCUCUAUAUAUAACCAUGUUAUUUUCUACUCCCUAUAUAUAACCAUGUUAUUUUCUACUCUCUAUAUAUAACCAUGUUAUUUUCUACUCUCUAUAUAUAACCAUGUUAUUUUCUACUCUCUAUAUAUAACCAUGUUAUUUUCUACUCUAUAUAUAACCAUGUUAUUUUCUACUCUAUAUAUAACCAUGUUAUUUUCUACUCUCUCUAUACAGUGGGGGGGGGGGGGAAGUAUUUAGUCAGCCACCAAUUGUGCAAGUUCUCCCACUUAAAAAGAUGAGAGAAGCCUGUAAUUUUCAUCAUAGGUACACGUCAACUAUGACAGAAAAAUUGAGAUUUGUUUUCUCCAGAAAAUCACAUUGUAGGAUUUUUUAUGAAUUUAUUUGCAAAUUAUGGUGGAAAAUAAGUAUUUGGUCACCUACAAACAAGCAAGAUUUCUGGCUCUCACAGACCUGUAACUUCUUCUUUAAGAGGCUCCUCUGUCCUCCACUCGUUACCUGUAUUAAUGGCACCUGUUUGAACUUGUAAUCAGUAUAAAAGACACCUGUCCACAACCUCAAACAGUCACACUCCAAACUCCACUAUGGCCAAGACCAAAGAGCUGUCAAAGGACACCAGAAACAAAAUUGUAGACCUGCACCAGGCUGGGAAGACUGAAUCUGCAAUAGGUAAGCAGCUUGGUUUGAAGAAAUCAACUGUGGGAGCAAUUAUUAGGAAAUGGAAGACAUACAAGACCACUGAUAAUCUCCUUCGAUCUGGGGCUCCAUGCAAGAUCUCACCCCAUGGGGUCAAAAUGAUCACAAGAACGGUGAGCAAAAAUCUCAGAACCACACGGGGGGACCUAGUGAAUGACCUGCAGAGAGCUGGGACCAAAGUAACAAAGCCUACCAUCAGUAACACACUACGCCGCCAGGGACUCAAAUCCUGCAGUGCCAGACGUGUCCCCCUGCUUAAGCCAGUACAUGUCCAGGCCCGUCUGAAGUUUGCUAGAAUGCAUUUGGAUGAUCCAGAAGAGGAUUGGGAGAAUUUCAUAUGGUCAGAUGAAACCAAAAUAUAACUUUUUGGUAAAAACUCAACUCGUCGUGUUUGGAGGACAAAGAAUGCUGAGUUGCAUCCAAAGAACACCAUACCUACUGUGAAGCAUGGGGGUGGAAACAUCAUGCUUUGGGGCUGUUUUUCUGCAAAGGGACCAGGACGACUGAUCCCUAUAAAGGAAAGAAUGAAUGGGGCCAUGUAUCGUGAGAUUUUGAGUGAAAACCUCCUUCCAUCAGCAAGGGCAUUGAAGAUGAAACGUGGCUGGGUCUUUCAGCAUGACAAUGAUCCCAAACACACCGCCCGGGCAACGAAGGAGUGGCUUCGUAAGAAGCAUUUCAAGGUCCUGGAGUGGCCUAGCCAGUCUCCAGAUCUCAAGUUGAAAGUGUUGAAAGUCCGUGUUGCCCAGCGACAGCCCCAAAACAUCACUGCUCUAGAGGAGAUCUGCAUGGAGGAAUGGGCCAAAAUACUAGCAACAGUGUGUGAAAACCUUGUGAAGACUUACAGAAAACGUUUGACCUGUGUCAUUGCCAACAAAGGGUAUAUGACAAAGUAUUGAGAAACUUUUGUUAUUGACCAAAUAGUUAUUUUCCACCAUAAUUUGCAAAUAAAUUCAUAAAAAAUCCUACAAUGUGAUUUUCUGGAGAAAGAAAUUCUCAUUUUGUCUGUCAUAGUUGACGUGUACCUAUGAUGAAAAUUACAGGCCUCUCUCAUCUUUUUAAGUGGGAGAACUUGCACAAUUGGUGGCUGAAUAAAUAAUUUUUUCCCCACUGUAUAACCAUGUUAUUUUCUAUUCUCUAUAUAUAACCAUGUUAUUUUCUACUCUCUAUAUCUUACCAUGUUAUUUUCUACUCUCUAUAUAUAACCAUGCUAUUUUCUACUCUCUAUACUGUGCCUUGCAAAAGUAUUCAUCCCUCUUGGUGUUUUUCCUAUUUUGUUGCAUUGCAAUAUAGAAAUAUCAGAAACUUUGAACAUCCCACGGAGCACCAUUAAAUCCAUUAUUAAAAAAUUGAAAGAAUAUGGCACCACAACAAACCUGCCAAGAGAGGGCCGCCCACCAAAACUCACGGAUCCAGGCAAGGAGGGCAUUAAUCAGAAAGGCAACAAAGAGACCAAAGAUAACACUGAUGGCGCUGCAAAGCUCCACAGCGCAGAUUGGAGUAUCUGUCCAUAGGGCCACGUUAAGCCAUACACUCCACAGAGCUGGGCUUUACGAAAGAGUGGCCAGAAAAAAACCAUUGCUUAAAGAAAAAAAUAAGGAAACACGUUUGGUGUUUGCCAAAACGCAUGUGGGAGACUCCCCAAACAUAUGGAAGAAGGUAUUCUGGUCAGAUGAGACUCAAAUUGAGCUUUUUGGCCAUCAAGGAAAACGCUAUGUCUGGCGCAAACCCAACACCUCUCAUCACCCAGAGAACACCAUCCCCACAGUGAAGCAUGGUGGUGGAAGCAUCAUGCUGUGGGGAUGUUUUUCAUCGGCAGGGACUGGGAAACUGGUCAGAAUUGAAGGAAUGAUGGAUGGCGCUAAAAGUCUUCCAGAGAUUUGAGACUGGGACAGAGGUUCACCUUCCAGCAGGACAAUGACCCUAAGCAUACUGCUAAAGCAACACUCGAGUGGUUUAAGGGGAAACAUUUAAAUGUCUUGGAACGGCCUAGUCAAAGCCCAGACCUCAAUCCAAUUGAGAAUCUGUGGUAUGACUUAAAGAUUGCUGUACACCAGCGGAACCCAUCCAACUUGAAGGAGCUGGAGCAGUUUUGCCUUGAAGAAUGGGCAAAAAUCCCAGUGGCUAGAUGUGCCAAGCUUAUAGAGACAUACCCCAAGAGACUUGCAGCUGUAAUUGCUGCAAAAGGUGGCUCUACAAAGUAUUAACUUUGGGGGGGGUGAAUAGUUAUGCACGCUCAAGUCUUCUGUUUUUUUGUCUUAUUUCUUGUUUGUUUCACAAUAAAAAAUAUUUUGCGUGUUCAAAGUGGUAGGCAUGUUGUGUAAAUCAAAUGAUACAAACCCACCAAAAAUCCAUUUUAAUUCCAGGUUGUAAGGCAAUAAAAUAGGAAAAAUGCCAAGGGGGAUGAAUACUUUCGCAAGCCACUGUAUAUAACCAUGUUAUUUUUACUCAUUAUUCUUAAUCAUUAUUCACUGUGUAUUUAUUCCUUGUCACUAUUUAAAUGUUUUAUUAAAUGUUUUGUCUUGUUGGAAAAGUAAGCAUUUCACUGUUAGUCUACACCUGCUGUCUACGAAGCAUGUGUCAAAUAACAUUUGAUUGAUUUGAUUUGAUCUACUGUCUCAUGAGAAAGAGAGAGGAGGGAGAGACUAUAUGAACAAUGUUCUUUCUCAUAAGUCCCUCAGUUGAAGCUGAAAUUUUUCUCACCUCCUUAUACAUUUAGACCCAUUUUCAAUCAGUGAGGUUGCAAAUAUAGUAUGUUUCAGACAGUAUAGCUGGCCUUCAGUUCUUUGUGCACCAUAUAUCUAUUGUAGUAUCUGUGCAAAUAGAUUAAUGGAUGAUCUGAGUGGCUGUGGGGAGCAUGUGUUAGAUGGACAGUUCAUUGAAUAAUCCAGCUCAGCUCUCUCCGCAAGCCCAUCAGGUUUAAGCCAAUGUCCUAAUGGAGGGUGUCACCACCGAGAAGAACCUCGAUCAGAUCAGAGUCUAAACCUCCACUAGCCCAGCAUUGAAUCUCCAGAAGGGUUGAAUGGGGAUGCGUCCCAAAUGGCACCCUAUUCCCUUUAUAGUGUACUACUUUUGACCAAAGCCCUAUGGGCCCAUUCCAUUUGGAAUGCAACAUGGGAAUCCUCUUUCUUGUUUUAUUUUUACUUAACCUUUAUUUAAUUAGGAAAGUCAGUUAAGAACACAUUCUUAUUUACAAUGACGGCCUACCAAAAGGCAAAAGGCCUCCUGCGGGGACGGGGUCUGGGAUUAAAAAAUUAAUAAAUAUACACUACCAGUCAAAAGUUUGGACACACGUGCUCAUUCAAGUGUUUUUCUUUAUUUUUUACUAUUAUUUACAUUGUAAACUAUGAAAUAACACAUAUGGAAUCAUGUAUUAACCAAAAAAGUGUUAAAAUUUCAAAAUAUAUUUUAUAUUUGAGAUUGUUCAAAUUGCCACUCUUUGCUUUGAUGACAGCUUUGCACACUCUUGGCAUUCUCUCAACCAGCUUCAUGAGGUAGUCACCUGGAAUGCAUUUCAAUUAACAGGUGUGCCUUCUUAAAAGUUAAUUUGUGGAAUUUCUUUCCUUCUUAAUGCGUUUGAGCCAAUCAGUUGUGUUGUGACAAGGUAGGGGGGUAUACAGAAGAUAGCCCUAUUUGAUAGAAGACCAAGUCCAUAUUAUGGCAAGAACAGCUCAAAUAAGCAAAGACAAACGACAGUCCAUCAUUAGUUUAAGACAUAAAGGUCAGCCAAUACGGACAAUUUCAAGAACUUUGAAAGUUUCUUCAAGUGCAGUCGCAAACACCAUCAAGCGCCAUGAUGAAAUUGCCUCUCAUGAGGACCGCCACAGGAAUGGAAGACCCAGAGUUACCUCUGCUGCAGAGGAUGAGUUACCAGCUUCAGAAAUUGCAGCCCAAAUAAAUGCUUCACAGAGUUCAAGUCACAGACACAUCUCAACAUCAACUGUUCAGAGGGGACUGUGUGAAUCAGGCCUUCAUGGUCGUAUUGCUGCAAGGAAACCACUACUAAAGGACACCAAUAAUAAGAAGAGACCUGCUUGGGCCAAGAAACACGAGCAAUGGACAUUAGACUGGUGGAAAUCUGUCCUUUGGUCUGGGUACAAAUUGGAGAUUUUUGGUUCCAACCGCCGUGUCUUUGUGAGACGCAAUGUCUUUGUGAGACGCAAUGUCCGCAUGUGUAGUUCCCACCGUGAAGCAUGGAUGAGGAGGUGUUAUGGUAUGGGGGUGAUUUGCUGGUGACACUGUCUGUGAUUUAUUUAGAAUUCAAGGCACACUUAACCAGCAUGGCUACCACGGCAUUCUGCAGCGAUACACCAUCCCAUCUGGUUUGGGCUUAGUGGGACUAUCAUUUGUUUUUCAACAGGACAAUGAUUCAACACACCUCCAGGCUGUGUAAGGACUAUUUUACCAAGAAGGAGAGUGAUGGAGUGCUGCAUCAGAUGACCUGGCCUCCACAAUCCCCCGACCUUAACCCAAUUGAGGUGGUUUGGGAUGAGUCAGACCGCAGAGUGAAGGAAAAGCUGCCAACAAGUGCUCAGAAUAUGUGGGAACUCCUUCAAGACUGUUGGAAAAGCAUUCCAGGUGAAGCUGGUUUUGAGAAGGCCAGGAGUGUGCAAAGCUGUCAUCAAGGGAAAGGGUGGCUAUUUGAAGAAUCUCAAAUAUAAAAUAUAUUUUGAUUUGUUUAACACUUUUUUGGUUACUACAUGAUUCGAUAUGGGUUAUUUCAUAGUUUUGAUGUCUUCAUUAUUAUUCUACAAUGUAGAAAAUAGUAAAAAUAAAGAAAAACCCUUGAAUGAGUAGGUGUGUCCAAACUUUUGACUGGUACUGUAUAUAUAAAUAUAGGACCAAACUCACAUCACAACAAGAGAGACAACACAGCACUACAUAAAGAGAGACCUAAAACAACAACAUAACAUGGCAGCAAUACACGACAACACAGCAAGGUAGCAACCCAAAAUGAAAACAACAUGGUAGCAACUCUUAACCUGGGGCCUGGAGCAAAUGUGAAUUGUCCCCCAUGGAUAUCACUGCCUCUGGUUUAAGAGAUUAUUGGAGAGCGGAGCAUAAAUCCACUGGAGAUUAUUUACCUUUGGAUAAUUGUGAAGCAUUGUGGAGCAGUGUGCAGCAGAGGCUGCUUGUCCUCAAGGCUUUAAUGGAUCCUCAGUAAUGCUGAUUGAUCAGAAAUAUGAGCUGAUAUUUUUAAACAGCACAGAGGGCUGCUGUUUUAAUGCUCUCACUCCUUCCUCAUUCAUUUUUUAUAAUGUUUUUAUUUUUAUUUAACCUUUAUUUAACCAGAUAAGCCAGUUGAGAACAAGUUCUCAUUUACAACUGCGACCUGGCCAAGAUAAAGCAAAGCAGUGCGAUAAAAACAACAUCACAGAGUUACAUAUGGGGUAAACAAAACAUAAAGUCAAAAAUACAACAGAAAAUAUAUAUACAGCGUGUGCGAAUGUAGUAAAUUAUGGAGGUAAGGCAAUAAAUAGGCCAUAGUGCAAAAUAGUUACAAUUUCGUAUUAACACUGGAAUGAUAGAUGUGGAAAAGAUGAUGUGCAAAUAGAGAUACUGGGGUGCAAAUUAGCAAAAUAAAUAACAAUAUGGGGAUGAGGUAGUUGGAUGGGCUAAUUACAGAUGGGCUGUGUACAGGUGCAGUGAUCGGUAAGCUGCUCUGACCACUGACGCCUAAAGUUAGUGAGGGAGAUAAGAGUCUCCAGCUUCAGAGAUUUUUGCAGUUUGUUCCAGUCAUUGGCAGCAGAGAACUGGAAGGAAUGGCGGCCAAAGGAGGUGUUGGCUUUGGGGAUGACCAGUGAGAUAUACCUGCUGGAGCGCAUACUACGGGUGGGUGUUGCUAUGGUGACCAGUGAGCUAAGAUAAGACAGGGAUUUGCCUAGCAGUGAUUUAUAGAUGACCUGGAGCCAGUGGGUUUGGCGAUGAAUAUGUAGUGAGGGCCAGCCAACAAGAGCGUACAGGUCACAAUGGUGGGUAGUAUAUGGGGAUUUGGUAACAAAACGGAUUGCACUGUGAUAGACUACAUCCAAUUUGCUGAGUAGAGUGUUGGAAGCUUUUUUGUAAAUGACAUCGCUGAAGUCAAGGAUCGGUAGGAUAGUCAGUUUUACGAGGGCAUGUUUGGCAGCAUGAGUGAAGGAGGCUUUGUUGCGAAAUAGGAAGCCUAUUCUAGAUCUAACUUUUGAUUGGAGAUGCUUAAUGUGAGUCUGGAAGAAGAGUUUACAGUCUAACCAGACACCUAGGUAUUUGUAGUUGUCCACAUACUCUAGGUCAGACCCGCCGAGAGUAGUGAUUCUAGUUGGGUGGGACGGGUGCAAGCGGCGUUCGGUUGAAGAGCAUGCAUUUCGUUUUACUAGUGUUUAAGAGCAGUUGGAGGCUACGGAAGGAGUGCUGUAUGGCAUUGAAGCUCAUUUGGAGGUUUGUUUUACACAGUGUCCAAUGAAGGGCCAGAUGUAUACAAAAUGGUGUCGUCCGCAUAGAGGUGGAUCCGAGCGUCACCACCAGCAAGAGCAACAUCAUUGAUAUACACAGAGAAUAGAGUCGGCCCGAGAAUUGAACCCUGUGGCACCCCCAUAGAGACUGCCAGAGGUACAGACAACAGGCCCUCCGAUUUUACACAUUGAACUCUAUCUGAGAAGUAGUUGGUGAACCAGGCGAGGCAGUCAUUUGCGAAACCAAGGCUAUUUAGUCUGCCAAUAAGAAUGCGGUGGUUGACAGAGUCGAAAGCCUUGGCCAGGUCGAUGAAGACGGCUGCGCAGUACUGUCUUUUAUCGAUCGCGGUUAUAAUAUCGUUUAGGACCUUGAGCGUGGCUGAGGUGCACCCAUGACCAGCUCGGAAACCGGAUUGCAUAGCGGAGAAGGUACGGUGGGAUUCGCAAUGAUCGGUGAUCUGUUUGUUAACUUGGCUUGCAAAAACUUUAGAAAGGCAGGGCAGGAUGGAUAUAGGUCUGUAACAGUUUGGAUCUAGAGUGUCACCCCCUUUGAAGAGGGGGAUGACCGCGGCAGCUUUCCAAUCUCUGGGGAUCUCAGAUGUUACGAAAGAGAGGUUGAACAGGCAAGUAAUAGGGGUUGCGACAAUUUUGGCAUCUACUUUUAGAAAGAAAGGGUCCAGAUUGUCUAGCCCAGCUGAUUUGUAGGGGUCCAGAUUUUUCAGCUCUUUCAGAACAUCAGCUGUCUGAAUUUGUGUAAAGGAGAAGCAGGGGAGGGGCAUGGGCAAGUUGCAGCGGAGGGUGCAGAGCUGGUGGCCGGGGUAGUGGUAGCCAGGUGGAAAGCAUGGCCAGCCGUAGCAAAAUGCUUGUUGAAAUUCUUGAUUAUUGUAGAUUUAUCGGUGGUGAUAGUGUUUCCUAGUGCAGUGGGCAGUUGGGAGGAGGUGCUCUUAUUCUCCAUGGACUUUACAGUGUCCCAAAACGUUUUGGAGUUAGUGCUACAGGAUGCACAUUUCUGUUUGAAAAAGCUAGCCUUUGCUUUCCUAACUGAUUGUGUAUAUUGGUUCCUGACUUCCCUGAAAAGUUGCAUAUCGCGGGGGCUGUUCGAUGCUAAUGCAGUACGCCACAGGAUGUUUUUGUGCUGGUCAAGGGCAGUCAAGGCUGAGGAGAUCCAGGGGCUAUAUCUGUUCUUAGUUCUGAAUUUUUUGAAUGGGGCAUGCUUAAUUAAGAUUGAGAGGAAAGCACUUUUAAAGAACAACCAGGCAUCCUCUACUGACGGAAUGAGGUCAAUAUCCAUCCAGGAUACCCGGGCCAGGUCAAUUAGAAAGGCCUGCUCGCUAAAGUGUUUUAGGGAGCGUUUGACAGUGAUGAGGGUUCUCAUCAAUGAGAGAGAGGAGGGCUCGCCCUAAAUCUCUGGACAAAUCCAGGAUUUUCCAACAGGCCCAGAUGAUGCUUGACAAGGAGGACAUGACUGUAUGGCAGAUGAUACGAAUAGUAGUUAAUGAAUCCAGAAUGCUUGGUGAAGCUGCAUCAGUGUCAGACUGAUCAGCAUGUCAUUGGCUGGAAGGGACAUUUUAAUGACCUCAGCGUUCAAAACCUGAUGAUGUGGCAUAUUCCAUUUUACACUGAUCUGAGGCCAGUCUUUCUCUGUUAGACAAAGCCUGAUGAUGUGGCAUAUUCCAUUUUACACUUAUCUGAGGCCAGUCUUUCUCUGUUAGACAAAGCCUGAUGAUGUGGCAUAUUCCAUGAAAAAAAAGUAUAUACACUGCUCAAAAAAAUAAAGGGAACACUUAAACAACACAAUGUAACUCCAAGUCAAUCACACUUCUGUGAAAUCAGACUGUCCACUUAGGAAGCAACACUGAUUGUCAAUACAUUUCACAUGCUGUUGUGCAAAUGGAAUAGACAACAGGUGGAAAUUAUAGGCAAUUAGCAAGACACUCCCAAUAAAGGACUGGUUUUGCAGGUGGUGACCACAGACCACUUCUCAGUUCCUAUGCUUCCUGGCUGAUGUUUUGGUCACUUUUGAAUGCUGGCGGUGCUUUCACUCUAGUGGUAGCAUGAGACGGAGUCUACAACCCACACAAGUGGCUCAGGUAGUGCAGCUCAUCCAGGAUGGCACAUCAAUGCGAGCUGUGGCAAGAAGGUUUGCUGUGUCUGUCAGCGUAGUGUCCAGAGCAUGGAGGCGCUACCAGGAGACAGGCCAGUACAUCAGGAGACGUGGAGGAGGCCGUAGGAGGGCAACAGCCCAGCAGCAGGACUGCUACCUCCGCCUUUGUGCAAGGAGGAGCAGGAGGAGCACUGCCAGAGCCCUGCAAAAUGACCUCCAGCAGGCCACAAAUGUGCAUGUAUCUGCUCAAACGGUCAGAAACAGACUCCAUGAGGGUGGUAUGAGGGCCCGACGUCCACAGGUGGGGGUUGUGCUUACAGCCCAACACCGUGCAGGACGUUUGGCAUUUGCCAGAGAACACCAAGAUUGGCAAAUUCGCCACUGGCGCCCUGUGCUCUUCACAGAUGAAAGCAGGUUCACACUGAGCACGUGUGACAGACGUGACAGAGUCUGGAGACGCCGUGGAGAACGUUCUGCUGCCUGCAACAUCCUCCAGCAUGACCGGUUUGGCGGUGGGUCAGUCAUGGUGUGGGGUGGCAUUUCUUUGGGGGGCCGCACAGCCCUCCAUGUGCUCGCCAGAGGUAGCCUGACUGCCAUUAGGUACCGAGAUGAGAUCCUCAGACCCCUUGUGAGACCAUAUGCUGGUGCGGUUGGCCCUGGGUUCCUCUUAAUGCAAGACAAUGCUAGACCUCAUGUGGCUGGAGUGUGUCAGCAGUUCCUGCAAGAGGAAGGCAUUGAUGCUAUGGACCGCCCGUUCCCCAGACCUGAAUCCAAUUGAGCACAUCUGGGACAUCAUGUCUCGCUCCAUCCACCAACGCCACGUUGCACCACAGACUGUCCAGGAGUUGGCGGAUGCUUUAGUCCAGGUCUGGGAGGAGAUCCCUCAGGAGACCAUCCGCCACCUCAUCAGGAGCAUGCCCAGGCGUUGUAGGGAGGUCAUACAGGCACGUGGAGGCCACACACACUACUGAGCCUCAUUUUGACUUGUUUUAAGGACAUUACAUCAAAGUUGGAUCAGCCUGUAGUGUGGUUUUCCACUUUAAUUUUGAGGGUGACUCCAAAUACAGACCUCCAUGGGUUGAUAAAUUUGAUUUCCAUUGAUAGUUUUUGUGUGAUUUUGUUGUCAGCACAUUCAACUAUGUAAAGAAAAAAGUAUUUAAUAAGAUUAUUUCAUUCAUUCAGAUCUAGGAUGUGUUAUUUUAGUGUUCCCUUAAUUUUUUUGAGCAGUGUAUAUAUAUUAUUUAUUAUUUUACCCCCUUUUUCUCCCUAAUUUCAUCAUAUCCAAUUGGUAGUUAUAGUCUUGUCCCAUCGCUGCAACUCCCGUACGGACUCGGGAGAGGUGAAGGUCGAGAGCCAUGCGUCCUCCGAAACACAACCCCGCCAAGCCGCACUGCUUCUUGAUACAAUGCAUGCUUAACCCGGAAGCCAGCCGCACCAAUGUGUUGGAGGAAACACCGUACACCUGGCGACCGUGUCAGCGUGCAUGCGCCCGGCUCACCACAGGAGUCGCUAGAGCGCAAUGGGACAAGGACAACCCGGCCGGCCAAACCGUCCCCUAACCCGGAUGAUGCUGGGCCAAUUCUGCGUCGCCUCAUGGGUCUCCCGGUCGCGGCCGGCUGCGACACAGCCCGGUAUUGAACCAGGAUCUGUAGUAACGCAGCCUGAUGACCACUGCGCCACUCAGGAGGCCCCCGGCAUAUUCCAUUUUACACUGAUCUGAGGCCAGUCUUUCUCUGUUAGACACACUCUAUUUCAGGGAUAUUAAACUCUUACCCUACGAGGUCUGCUGGUUUUCUGUCUUACCUAAUAAUUAAUUGCACACACCUGGUGUCCCAGGUCUAAAUCAGUCCCUGAUUAGAGGGGAACAAUUAAGAAAUGCAGUGGAACUGGCUUCGAGGACCAGAGAUGAGUUUGAGGGCUCUAGUCUAUAACAUGGUUAAUUUGCUCACGGUUCAUUUUAGGUUUAUUUGCCUUCCACAGUACUAUACCUUUAAUAAUAAAUACGCUAUAAUAGUUCUAGCUACAUUUAGCAGAUUUCAGUAGCUGAAUUUGUAUGUGUGACCUCCCGCUUCCAUUGAAAUAACAGUGAAAUAUAAAAUGUAACACAGAUGUAUAAAAUAUGCAACAUGUCUCCCUAUUGGUUUGCAGCAGUCAUGUCACGAGCCCACGAGGGCCCAGGCGAGAUGGGGAAGGCAGUGGUUAUUGCAAAGGACGAGCAGGAGAAAAUGAAGGAGCUCUUUAAGAUUAACCAGUUCAAUCUGAUGGCCAGCGACAUGAUUGCUCUCAACAGGAGUCUGCCGGACGUGAGACUGGACGGGUGAGUGAGCUUGGCCUUUUCCCAGACACACACUGUGAAUUACACUACUGACCUCUUUACUCGGCACACCACCCACUUUAACAACACUGUAACCUACCACCACUACUCCUCAGAAGCCCUAAUACCUCCACUUCACUUGGCAACAUGCUCCGGUUCUCAAAAGUUCUGACAUUUUGAAUCUACUUUCUGCCUUUUUCACUAGUUGUUGUUUUUAGUCUAGAAACUUCAGCUGAAUUCACUGGAAACCGCACAACGCUGACAGCACAACGUUGAGAAUUACAGCAUGUUGUUUAAUUUUAGGAGCAGCCUCAGGCGGAUUAUUAACAGCAAUGAGAAGCAAAAGAGACUAUCUACCAAAUAACUAAGGUCCAACAGAACGUUUUUAUAUAGUUUGUAAUAAACCAGUUUGUUAACUUUGAUUAAAACACCCAUUAGGACAGAAUGAAAGGAGAUCUUAAAGGCUUCACUCUGCGCCUCACCCCUUUCAAGUCCUCGGACUCCUCAGGGUUCAUUCCAUUAUGUAACAUACUCUAAUUCAGUUGUUGCUGGUGAGGGGACGAGGGCUCAUAGGAAUGACUGGAGUGGAAUAAAUGGAGCGGCAUCUAACUCAUGGAAACCAUGUGUUCGAUGUUUUUCAUACCAUUCCAUUCAUUCGGUUCCAGCGAUUACAAUGAGGCUUUUACAGUGAGAUUUUAAAGUGCCACCAGACACCACUGCUCUAAUUGAAGAACAUUAGACUUAAAGAGAUUAUUUGCUCGUGUUGGAUCCAUCACAUUCUUCGGGUGUUUACAUCAGCCGUGACGGUCUGAAUGGGAGAAGGGCUUUGUUUAAUGUCGCCCAAGACCAACUAGAGCUGGAUAAUGAAAACCCAAAGAGCAAUUUGUGUGAAAAUAUCUUAAGCAGCUGAUCUAGAGGCAGUCUUCUCGCCUGGAGACAACCCAGUGAUUUCAUGUUUAUGUAUUCCUACAGAACAUUACUUAUCAACUGUUCUUUAGAAAGUGCUCUGCACUGCAGUCCAAUAUAUCUCCUGUUGGAGGAAAAUAGGAACAUUUUCAAUACAACAAUAUAAAAAGUGAUGCAGAGAAUAUACAGUAGCAGUCAAAAGUUUGGACACACCUACUCAUUCAAGGGUUUUUCUUUAUUUUUACAAUUUUCUACAUUGUAGAAUAAUAGUGAAGACAUCAGAACUAUGAAAUAACCCAUAUGGAAUCAUGUAGUAACCAAAAAAGUGUUAAACAAAUCAAAAUAUAUUUUAUAGCCACCCUUUGCCUUGAUGACAGCUUUGCCUGGAAUGCUUUUCCAGCAGUGUUGAAGGAGUUCCCACAUACAGUGAGGGAACAAAGUAUUUGAUCCCCUGCUGAUUUUGUACUUUUGCCCACUGACAAAGAAAUUAUCAGUCUAUAAUUUUAAUGGUAGGUUUAUUUGAACAGUGAGAGACAGAAUAACAACAACAAAAUCCAGAAAAACCCAUGUCAAAAAUGUUAUAAAUUGAUUUGCAUUUUAAUGAGGGAAAUAGGUAUUUGACCCCCUCUCAAUCAGAAAGAUUUCUGGCUCCUAGGUGUCUUUUAUACAGGUAACGAGCUGAGAUUAGGAGCACACUCUUAAAGGGAGUGCUCCUAAUCUCAGCUUGUUACCUGUAUAAAAGACACCUGUCCACAGAAGCAAUCAAUCAAUCAGAUUCCAAACUCUCCACCAUGGCCAAGACCAAAGAGCUCUCCAAGGAUGUCAGGGACAAGAUUGUAGACCUACACAAGGCUGGAAUGGGCUACAAGACCAUCGCCAAGGAGCUUGGUGAGAAGGUGACAGCAGUUGGUGCGAUUAUUCGCAAAUGGAAGAAACACAAAAUAACUGUCAAUCUCCCUCGGCCUGGGGCUCCAUGCAAGAUCUCAACUCGUGGAGUUGCAAUGAUCAUGAGAACGGUGAGGAAUCAGCCCAGAACUACACAGGAGGAACUUGUCAAUAGGAACAUUGGGCGGCGCACAAUUGGCCCAGCGUCGUCCAGGGUAGGGGAGGGAAUGGCCGGCAGGCCUGUAGCUCAGUUGAUAGAGCAUGGCGUUUGCAACGCCAGGGUUGUGGGUUCGAUUCCCACGGGGGGCCAGUAUAAAAAAAAAAAUAUGUAUUCACUAACUGUAAGUCGCUCUGGAUAAGAGCGUCUGCUAAAUGACUAAAAUGUAAAUGUAGAAUGUCAAUGAUCUCAAGGCAGCUGCGACCAUAGUCACCAAGAAAACAAUUGGUAACACACUACGCCGUGAAGGACUGAAAUCCUGCAGUGCCCGCAAGGUCCCCCUGCUCAAGAAAGCACAUAUACAGUCCCGUCUGAAGUUUGCCAAUGAACAUCUGAAUGAUUCAGAGGAGAACUGGGUGAAAGUGUUGUGGUCACUAACUGUAAGGCGCUCUGGAUAAGAGCGUCUGCUAAAUGACUAAAAUGUAAAUGUUAAUGGUCAGAUGAGACCAAAAUCGAGCUCUUUGGCAUCAACUCAACUCGCCGUGUUUGGAGUAGGAGGAAUGCUGCCUAUGACCCCAAGAACACCAUCCCCACAUUAAGGUCCUGAAGUGGCCUAGCCAGUCUCCAGAACUUAAUCCCAUAGAAAAUCUGUGGAGGGAGCUGAAGGUUCGAGUUGCCAAACGUCAGCCUCGAAACCUUAAUGACUUGGAGAAGAUCUGCAAAGAGGAGUGGAACAAAAUCCCUCCUGAGAUGUGUGCAAACCUGGUGGCCAACUACAAGAAACGUCUGAUCUCUGUGAUUGCCAACAAGGGUUUUGCCACCAAGUACUAAGUCAUGUUUUGCAGAGGGGUCAAAUACUUAUUUCCCUCAUUAAAAUGCAAAUCAAUUUCUAACAUUUUUGACAUGGGUUUUUCUGGAUUUUGUUGUUGUUAUUCUGUCUCUCACUGUUCAAAUAAACCUACCAUUAAAAUUAUAGACUGAUCAUAUCUUUGUCAGCGGGCAAACUUACAAAAUCAGCAGGGGAUCAAAUACUUUUUUCCCUCACUGUAUGCUGAGCACUUGUUGGCUGCUUUUCCUUCACUCUGCGGUCCAACACAUUGUGGAGGCCAGGUCAUCUGAUGCAGCACUUCAUCACUCUCCUUCUUGGUCAAAUAGCCCUUACACAGCCUGGAGGUGUGUUGGGUCAUUGUCCUGUUGAAAAACAAAUGAUAGUCCCACUAAGUGCAAACCAGAUGGGAUGGCGUAUUGCUGCAGAAUGCUGUGGUAGCCAUGCUGGUUAAGUGUGCCUUGAAUUCUAAAUAAAUCACUGACAGUGUCACCAGCAAAGCACCCCCACAACAUCACACCUCCUUCUCAAUGCUUCACGGUGGGAACUACACAUGUGGAGAUCAUCCGUUCACCUACUCUGCGUCUCACAAAGACACGGCGGUUGGAGCCAAAAAUCUCAAAUUUGGACUCAUCAGACCAAAGGACAGAUUUCCACCGGUCUAAUGUCCAUUGCUCGUGUAUCUUGGCCCAAGCAAAUCUCUUCUUAAUGUUGGUGUCCUUUAGUAGUGGUUUCUUUGUAGCAUUUUGACCAUGAAGGCCUGAUUCACGCAGUCUCCUCUGAACAGUUGAUGUUGAAAUGUGUCUGUUACUUGAACUCUGUGAAGCAUUUAUUUGGGCUGCAAUUUCUGAGGCUGGUAACUCUAAUGAACUAAUCCUCUGCAGCAGAGGUAACUCUGGUUCUUCCAUUCCUGUGGCGGUCCUCAUGAGAGCCAGUUUCAUCAUAGCGCUUGAUGGUUUUUGCGACUGCACUUGAAGAAACUUUCAAUGUUCUUGACCUUCAUGUCUUAAAGUAAUGAUAGACUGUGUCACGAUCGUCAGGGAGAGACCAAUGCGCAGCGUGAUGAACGAACAUGUUAACUUUAUUAUCUUUAGUGAUAAUAGAAACAAUAAACAAAACAAGAAACGACUCGUGAAGUCCACGGUAUCAAUGACCGAACACGGAACAAGAACCCCCAAACACAAAGGGAAAACAGACAGUUUAAAUAUGGCUCCCAAUCAGAGACAACCAGCCAACAGCUGACACUCGUUGCCUCUGAUUGGGAGUCACUCAGGCAAACAUAGAAUAAAACAAACUAGAACCCCCAACAUAGAAAUAAACACAUAGAAUAAACACACCCUGGCUCAACAAAUAGAGUCCCAGAGCCAGGGUGUGACAGUACCCCCCCCUAAAGGCGCGGACUGCGACCGCGCCUCAACUAAAGCAAAACAGGGGAGGGCUGGGCGGGCAUACCUCCUCGGCGGCGGUUCUGGCUCCGGCCUUGACCACCACCCUCCAAUAAACCCCCCAUAGCGCCCCUGGUCCAGUCUGGCCCCGCUGGCUGGAGCUGAACUGGACGUAGCAGGAGCGGUUAGCUUCAGCUCCGUAGUGGAGCAGUUGACCGGUACCUUCCCAGGCACCGGUGACCCAGGCACGGGUUGUGCCGGACUGACGACGCGCACCCCUGUCCUGGUGCGUGGAGGAGGAACGGGCCUUACCAGGCUGACGACUCGCACCCCUGGCUUGGUGCGUGGAGGAUGAACGGGCCUUACCAGGCUGACGACUCGCACCCCUGGCUUGGUGCGUGGAGGAGGGACGGGCCUUACCAGGCUGAUGUCUCGCACCCCUGGCUUAGUGCGAGUGGCAGGAACAGGCCGGGCCGGGCUGGCGACGCGCACCGUAGACUUGGUGCGAGUGGCAGGAACAGGCCGGGCCGGGCUGGCGACGCGCACCGUAGACUUGGUGCGAGUGGCAGGAACAGGCCGGGCCGGGCUGGCGACGCGCACCGUAGACUUGGUGCGAGUGGCAGGAACAGGCCGGGCCGGGCUGGCGACGCGCACCGUAGACUUGGUGCGUGGAGCAGGGACAGGCCGGACUGGGCUGGCGACGCACACCGUAGGCUUGGUGCGUGGAGCAGGGACAGGCCGGACUGGGCUGGCGACGCACACCGUAGGCUUGGUGCGUGGAGCAGGGACAGGCCGGACUGGGCUGGCGACGCACACCGUAGGCUUGGUGCGAGGAGCAGGAACAGGCCGAACCGGGCUGUGGAGACGGAUAGGAGACCUGGAGUGAAGAGCGGCCACAACCCGUCCUGGCUGAAUGCCUACCCUCACACACUCUGUGUGAGGCAUCCGCACAGGACGUACAGGGCGGUGUACCCGUAACCUGGUGGCCUUCUGAAUCCGCCCCUUUUCUGCCUCCGUCAGCCCCGUCGUCCAUGCCGUGUGCCCCCCCCUAAAAAUUUUCUGGGGUUGCCUCUCGCCUGUCCGACGUUGACCCGUUUGGCGCCACUGCUCCUCUCUACGGCGCGCCUCCACCGUCUCUUCCCACGGACGCCGAUCCAUCCCGGCCUGUAUCUCCUUCCAAGUCCAGGAUCCUUUCCCGUCCAAUAUCUCCUCCCAUGUCCAGGCUGCCUGCUCCUGGACACGCUGCUUGGUCCUUGUAUGGUGGGUUUUUCUGUCACGAUCGUCAGGGAGAGACCAAUGCGCAGCGUGAUGAACGAACAUGUUAACUUUAUUAUCUUUAGUGAUAAUAGAAACAAUAAACAAAACAAGAAACGACUCGUGAAGUCCACGGUAUCAAUGACCGAACACGGAACAAGAACCCCCAAACACAAAGGGAAAACAGACAGUUUAAAUAUGGCUCCCAAUCAGAGACAACCAGCCAACAGCUGACACUCGUUGCCUCUGAUUGGGAGUCACUCAGGCAAACAUAGAAUAAAACAAACUAGAACCCCCAACAUAGACAUAUAACACAUAGAAUAAACACACCCUGGCUCAACAAAUAGAGUCCCAGAGCCAGGGUGUGACAGACUGUCGUUUCUCUUUGCUUAUUUGAGAUGUUCUUGGCAUAAUAUGGACUUGGUCUAUCUUCUGUAUACCACCCCUGCCUUGUCACAACACAACUGAUUGGCUCAAACGCAUUAGGUAGGAAAGAAAUUCCACAAAUUAACUUUUAAGAAGGCACACCUGUUAAAUUUUAUGCAUUCCAGGUGACUACUUCAUGAAGCUGGUUUAGAGAAUGCCAAGAGUGUGCAAAGCUGUCAUCAAGGCAAAGGGUGGCUACUUUCAAGAAUCUCAAAUAUAAAAUACAAUUUCAUUUGUUUAACACUUUUUGGGGUACUACAUGAUUGCAUAUGUGUUAUUUCAUAGUUUUGAUGUCUUCACUAUUAUUCUACAAUGUAGAAAAUGGUAAAAAAUAAAGAAAAACCCUUGAUUGAGUAUGUGUGUCCAAACUUUUGACUGGUACUGUAAGCAUAUGCCAAUGCUGUAAACAUUGUCUAUAUUGUUUAUAUAUUGAAUAUACAUUGGUACCUACUGCCUUGAAACUCAAUUGUAUGACUGUCCCCCAUGGGGCUUACAUUACUAUAACAUUUUAUAUGAAAAGUUAUCACAAAAAGGAACAUUUUCAAUAUAUGUGAACACUGCAUGCACUCCAUUUCACACAUGUACCAGGAUUGUGCAUAGUUUAAUGCUUGUAGAUUUAGCUAAUUAUGAAUUCCACUUGAAUGAACUAGUCAUAUAGUAUAUUGAAGAAUUUGUACAAAAUGGAGAGCAAACAAACAGUAAAUCUAAAUUGUGAUCUAUUGAUUUUAUUUCACCCCUAGAGAGUGCAAAGCUGCAUAAUCAUACUAAUUGCAUCUCUAUAUUUUCCUCAGUACACCUUGGAACGUUAUUAAAGAAAUAAGCUUUGCUUUGCAAGACUGUGAGAGAGAGAUAUUGUUGUGUGGUGUAGUAGCCAGUGGUUGAAACAAAUAAGAUGAUCGCUCAGUGGCUAGUAGCUAGCUACCCUGGUGCUCCCAUUCUGUCAGUCUGUCCUGUCACCCGUAGUGGGGUGAAUGGGAUAACCCUACUGUCUGCUCCACUCACCUGUCGCCUCCUGUCACCUCCCACUUCCACCCCGGCUGCCUCCUCUCUAUCUCUAAUGCACCAUCCUCAUACUUUAUUUAACAUUACAAUCUACACUACAUGACAGGCUUCCCCUGCCCUUGGUCUGUAUCUCUGGGAGUAUGUGACUACGUCCCAAAUGGCACCCUAUUUCCUGCAGUGCCUUCAGAAAGUAUUCAUACCCUUUGACUUAUUCCACAUUUUGUUGUGUUACAGCCUGAAUUCAACAUUGUUCUCAACUAUCUACAAGCAAUACCCCAUACCCCAGGGCGGCAGGUAGCUUAGUGGGUAAGAGCGUUGUGCCAGUAACCGAAAGGUCGCUGGUUCUAAUCCCCGAGCCGACUAGGUGAAAAAUCUGUCGAUGUGCCCUUGAGCAAGGCACUUAACCCUAAUUGCUCCUGUAAGUCGCUCUGGAUAAGAGCGUCUGCUAAAUGACUAAAAUGUAAAAUGUAAAUGUAAUAAUGACAAAGUGAAAACAUGUUAUUAGAUUUUUCAGAAUUUAAAAUGAAAUACAGAAAUAUCUAAUUUAGUCAAUACUUUGUACAAGCACCUUUGGCAGUCUUUCUGGGUAAGUCUCUAAGAGCUUUCCACACCUGGAUUGUACAACAUUUGCCCAUUAUUCUUCAAGUUCUGUGAAAUUGGUUGUUGAUCUUUGCUAGACAACCAUUUUCAGAUCUUGCCAUAGAUUUUCAAGUAGAUUUAAGUCAAAACUGUAACUUGGCCCCUUGGGAACAUUCACUGUCUUCUUGGUAAGCAACUCCAGUGUAGAUUUGGCCUUGUGUUUUAGGUUAUUGUCCUGCUGAAAGGUGAAUUAAUCUCACAGUGUCUGGUGGAAAGCAGACUGAACCAGGUUUUCAUCUAGGAUUUUGCCUGUGAUAGCACCAUUCAGUUUAUUUUUUUUAUCCAGAAAAACUCCCUAGUCCUUAACGAUUACAAGCAUACCCAUAACAUGAUGCAGCCACCACUAUGCUUGAAAAUAUGGAGAGUGGUACUGGAUUUUCCCCAAACAUAACACUUUGUAUUCAAGACAAAAAGUUAAUUGCUUUGCUACAUGUUUUGCAGUACUACUUGAGUGUCUUGAUGCAUGUUUUGGAAUAUCAAUUAGGUUAGUAUUAUGGAGUAACUACAAUGUUGUUGAUCCGUCCUCAGUUUUCUCCUAUCACAGCCAUUAAACUCUGUAACUGUUUUAAAGUCACCAUUGGCCUCAUGUUGAAAUCCCUGAGCGGGUUCCUUUUUUAGAUUUUACCCAUCUACCAGUAAGUGCCCUUCUUUGUGAGGCAUUGGAAAACCUCCCCGGUCUUUGUGGUUGAAUCUGUGUUUGAAAUUCACUGCUCGACUGAGGGACCUUACAGAUAAUUGUAUGUGUGGGGUACAGAGAUGAGGUAGUCAUUCAAAAAUCAUGUUCAACUCUAUUAUUGCACACAAAAUGAGUCCAUGCAACUUAUUAUGUGACUUGUUAAGCACAUUUUUUCUCCUGAACUUAUUUAGGCUUGCCAUAAAAAAGGGGUUGAAUACUUAUUGACUAAAGGCAUUUCAGCUUUUCAUUUUUAAUUAAUUAGUAAAAAUUUCAAAAAACAUCAUUCCACUUUGACAUUAUGGGGUAUUAUGUGUAUGUCAGUUUUUUUUAAAGUUCAAUGUAAUCCGUUUUAAAUUCAGGCUGUAACACAACAAAAUGUGGAAAAAGUGAAGGGGUGUGAAUACAUUCUGAAGGCACUGUAUAUGGGCCUUGGUCAAAAGUAGUGCUCUAUAUAAGGAAUAAGGUGCCAUUUGGGACACAGCCUGUGGAGCAGCAUGCCAUUUAGCACAGCACAGUGUUUCCCCUAUAUACAUGUCAUUUCUAGACGCGCUUUUAAAUGGAUUGUCAUUUAAUCAAUGACUGGAAAACUAUGGGAAAACCUAGCAUGUCGUUGUGCUAACGUCUAGUAGCAAUGCACCCCCCUCUACCCUUGCCACCACUGCUAGGGGAAACACUAGGGGAAACACUGGCACAGCGUAUACUCAGUCUUGUCAACUUUGGCUUUGUUUGAAAGCAGUUAAUUUUGUUACAAUGCUCUGAGGUAAAUUUCAGCCACAAAUUGUACACCCACAAGCAUGUCACACAACUAUGCUCACUGUUGAUAGAACUCUACUGUAGACAAGCAUCAGGAGUAGCAGCACAUUUUGAUCUCUCAACCAGAACUCUUGUUGUCUGUCCAUUAGUUGCAAGACGAAGGUGUAUUCGGAUGAUCUCCCCAACACAAGUAUAGUGAUCGUGUUCCACAACGAGGCGUGGAGCACCCUGCUCCGCACUGUCCACAGUGUCAUCAACCGCUCGCCACGGCACCUGCUGCAGGAGAUCCUACUGGUGGACGACGCCAGCGAGAGAGGUACUGUAGCUGGGUCCAGCCUAAACCUAAACCAUCAACUAACUAGCUUCACUGGGUUUAAAGGGGCACUCUGGGAUUAAUACAUGCAGUUCUUAGUAUUGGGUGAUAAUAUCUACCACAUUAAAGUUUGAAAGACAAUCGGCCCUUGAUAACUGUGAAUUAAUAGGAAAAACAACACUGCAUAAUGAAGUUCUAUGGGAGUUUGAAACAUGUCUGUUUAACCAUGCAAUUCUUAGUAUUGAAGGAUAAUAAUAUACCACAUUUGAAAGGAAAUCGGCCCGUGUCUUGAUAACUGUGAAUGAACGCGGAAAAACACCAAAAAAUUAAGUUAUUUCGCCGUUUGAAACAUGUCCUCUCUGAUGUGUCCUCUUCUGUCAGACUUCUUGGGAAAGAAGCUGGAGAACUAUGCUCGGACCCUGGAGGUUUCUGUGCGGGUCCUGCGGAUGGAGCAGCGAACGGGGCUGAUCCGGGCCAGGCUGAGGGGGGCAGCUGCCACACGGGGACAGGUUAUCACCUUCCUGGACGCCCACUGUGAAUGCACCGUGGGCUGGCUGGAGCCUCUGCUGGCCAGGAUCAAAGAGGACCGGUAAGGAGAUUCACCAUCACCCCUCUCAAUGUAAAUGGAACACACAGCACUGGAUAGACAUGGGUGGUGCUGAUGCUCAUAGCAAAUCAUCUCCUCUCUGUUCUCUUCCUGUUGCCUCAUUGAGAUGCUAACUCAUUAGCAUUCCGCUUGUCUUCUGUGUCAUCUGAAAACCGAUCUGAUGUUAAUGGUAGACACUAUCUCGACUUUAUAGCAGACAACGACACCAAUGCCCGUGACAGCUGUUGUGCCUCUUUUCAAAGGCAGCCAUAGCUGAGUGGCAGCUUGUUUUGUCAUGAUGCUGUCUGUCACUUCUUUAUACCGUAGUAGAUACAGUUGAAUGUGAUUGCACUGAAUCUGUUGAUGAUGGCUAUUUUAAGUGACAGCAUGGCUUAAAACCUAUUAUUUGGAAUCUGUGGUUAUUUUAAUAAAGUAAUAGUGUGGUAAUUCUAAUCCUGUUUCAGGAUUGCACUUGCAUGUUCGGUGGGUGAAGGGUUCCUUCUACAUAAAAGGGAGAAAAUGUAGAUGGACUGAAAAUUAAUUUGCCCCUCCUUGUAACUCUCUUAUCUGGUGUCAGACAUUUACCCAUUUUGCCUCAGGUGCCAGGCAGAAAUUAGUUUUGUAUUACAGAGGAGAUUAUAUUAUAGAGCCAUUAUACUUUUAUGACCCUGCACGUUUAUUGAUGUGUAAAAGUAUGUGCAGGAGCAUAAAAGUGCACAAAGACUGAUUAGAUUUAGACCAGGAAGUGAAGUGGAUGCUGAGUGAAGGGGAUUGUUGAAUGAAUUCCCUGCAGCACAUAGAGCUUGAGUCCCAAAUGGCACCCUAUUCCCUACGCAGUACACUGGCUUUGACCAGGGCAUUUCCUUACAUAGUGCACUACUUUUGACCAGAGCCCUGGUCAAAAGUAGUGCACUAGGGAAUAGGGUGCCAUUUGAGAUGCAGCCUUAGGGUUACCUUCAGCUUUACUAUAAAACUCCUACUGAAGAAAACAGUCUGAGCCCAUAUAUCCAUAUACUGUAUUGUCAUUGUCAACAUAAUCUACAUGCAUAUAAUCCAUUAUGUUUCCUCCGGUCAGUGUUGUUAUGCUAAUAGAUAUGUUUAUAAUGAGUAUGGACCAGCCGAUGAUUUACUAAUAUUGAAAUAAUCUCAUAAUGAAGCUGGGGAUAAUGCCACCGCUAUAGAAAUGCAUGGUCAGCAGUUAGCUAUUUUCAUCUCUCACGGCGCUCACCUGAAGAAUGAACAGUUAUGGCACCAUUAGUUUAGUAAAUUAUGAUUCAUUUAUUAUUUAUUUUGUUGAUGAAUUAAUGCUGUUGGCUCUGCCAGCCAAGCAGUUUAAUAUAACCAGACAUGGAAUAUUAUUAUCGGAAAUAACACACAUUUUUGGGGUUUAAGGGAAGAAAGUAAAUUAAUUGUAGAGACUGCAUCACAGUUCUACAAAGUAAUUUUUUUAGGGCUUUCUUUCACUAUUUCCUGUAAAACUAAUGCUUUCGAUUCCUCCAUGGUUGUUUAGGCUCUCUCUGUAUUUCUUGUCAAAUGAAUGCCUUAUAUUUCUUUCCAUGGUUGUUUAGGAGAUCUGUGGUGUGUCCUAUAAUCGAUGUGAUCAGCGACGAGACGUUUGAAUACAUGGCAGGCUCAGACAUGACCUACGGAGGAUUCAACUGGAAGCUGAAUUUCCGUUGGUACCCCGUGCCUCAGAGAGAAAUGGACAGGCGCAAAGGGGACAGGACAUUACCUCUCAGGUACACACAAGACACAUACUGUACAUGCCUUUAUCUGUGCCCGAGUUGAAAAGAGUUUAUUUGGCACCCUAUUCAUUUUAUAGUGCCCUACUUUUGUAAAAAAUAGUGCACUAUAAAGCAGGGGUGCUCAACUCUUACCAUACGAGGUCCGGAGCCUGCUGGUUUUCUGUUCUACCUGAUAAUUAAUUGCACACACCUGGUGUCCCAGAUCUAAAUCAGUCCCUGAUUAGAGGGGAACAAUGAAAAAAUGCAGUGGAACUGGCUUGGAGGUCCAGAGUUGAGUUUGAGGGCUAUAAAGGGAAUAGGGUACCAUUUGGGAUGCAUACUUUGUUAUCACUGUGCAGUGCUGUCAAGCCAGGGGCUGGUGAGUCAGAGGCAGCAGGGGGAGGACUGUAACAUUAAAGAACAGUUUACUGAAAAGACUCAUAAGACAACAAAUGUUAGCUCUAGCUUUCUCAUUUCAGCUGAGAAUAGGUUGUUUGUAGUGCUGGGAAGUUGCAGAGCUGACAUCAUUGGUGUGGAUUUCUUUAGAAGCGCUCUUCUCCGAUAGCUGUCAAAGCUGUCAUCAUUUAGAGAUAGCAAUAGAUUGGAUAUCUGUAUUAUACUGGCCUAGCUGCGAGGCAAUUUUUUAUGGUUUGUUAUUUGAUACAGUAGUUGUAGUUUCAUGGUGUAGCUUGUUUCAUUUUGGAAUACAAAGAAAUACUAAAGAAGGACUUGCAUCAAUGGAGCUGGUGCUGCAAAAAUAUUGACAAAGUUCUCCAUCAAUUAUAUUUUAUUGGACAGAGCAACAACAUGGUAUUAUGAUGGUGUCACUCAAUGCUUCAUAAAUCAGAUUUUCAUUAUCUUAAAAGAAGAUAAUCAUCUCCAAGACCUAGCUGUGUCUGUUUGCUUCUCUUUGCAGAAUGGAAACGGCAGAGAGUGGAUCAAAGAAUGAAAUAGUCAUUUUUGCACUGAGAUUGUCAGUCUAGGUCAGGUUUUUAUUGUGUGAAAUAGUAGUGUCCAAAGUGCUAAUUUGUUUGAUGAAGAGCUAGGCGAUUAAUCAUAUAUUGCUGUCUUAUUUCCGAAGCAAAUAAAAGCAGAGAUUCUGCCCCCAGACAUUGAGCAAUAUUGUUCAGCAAUAUUACUGUAUGAUAUUGAUUAUUUGUAAGCUGAUCUGUUUCUCACUUUGUAAGAAAGGUGUCUCUUGUAAAAUGUAUUUCUUUAUCCACUCUCAUUGUUUUUCUCUUACAGAACCCCUACUAUGGCUGGAGGGUUAUUCUCUAUUGACCGGACAUAUUUUGAAGAAAUAGGAACAUAUGAUCCAGGGAUGGACAUUUGGGGUGGAGAGAACUUGGAGAUGUCUUUCAGGGUGAGUGGUUAAGAAUAGAGGGCUCUGCUGGGUUAUUAUGACAAUGAUUGUGUGUGUGUGUGUGUGCGCGCGUGUGUACUUGCAUGCAUUUGUGUAUGUGUGUGUGACCACUUGUGUGUGUGUGACCACUUGUGUGUGCAGAUCUGGCAGUGUGGCGGCUCGCUGGAGAUUAUAACAUGUUCCCACGUGGGUCAUGUGUUCCGGAAGGCCACCCCAUACAGCUUCCCUGGGGGAACGGGCCAAGUCAUCAACAAGAACAACAGGCGAUUGGCUGAGGUGUGGAUGGACGGCUUCAAAGACUUCUUCUACAUCAUAUCACCAGGUAUGCUACCACGCUUCCAUUUUAACCUGUUGUCUCUCAGCGGGUGGGAAUGCAUAUGGAGUGGGAAUGCAAACCUGGGUUCAAAUACUAUUUGAAAUCAUUUAAAAUAAGCUGGGAUUGAUGGACCCACUGGGCACAGACGUCAAUUCAACGUCAAUUUCAUGUUGGUUCAACGUCAUUUCAUGACAUGACGUGGAAACAACGUUGAUUCAACCAGUGUGUGCCCAGUGGGGAGUUUCCUGGCGCAAUGGAACCAAUAGAAUUAUAGGAAAACGUCAAACCCCGCCCACCUGGCACUCCAGGCAGACUAAAGCAAACUUUAAAGCGUUGUAAAAUAUUUCAAAUACUAGUUAAACUCAGGUCUGAUGGAGUGGCAAUGCAUAUGGUCUCAGUGUAAAUCGCUGAGCUCUGAGCAAGUACUUUAAGGUGAAAUCAGCCUCUAGCUAUCAUUUUGGGUAUAGACUGGUUGGUUGUUUAGCAACAAAAUCGACUGGUGAGCAACUAUGGGGCAAAACAGACUGGGUUGGCUAAGAUUGUUGACAUGUAAACUCCCAGCUAGCACAUAACGUUCUGAGAACCAUAUGUUUCUUAGAGUUUGGUGAGAGUGUGGUUGUCCUAUGGUUAUUUUGCAUACAACCUUCCCACAACGUUCUGCGUAUGGUGCAGGAUGCCCAGCUCAAUGACGCCAUGACACAAGAAAAUAUUAAUGUGUUUGGAUGAUUAAUGCCUAAGCAAAUUAAUUUCCAUGUGUCCUAUGUGUGCUUGGAGUUCACAGUUAACCUAAGCUAGCAGUGUUAUUAAAAGUCUAAUUGAAACAUGUUCUCAGAACGUUAUUUAAUUACCUUCAAAUAACCUUUAAUUUCCUGUCUUAUAAUGUUAAUAAAACCUCCCAGGAAAACUUUCAGGGAACCAUAGUAAAACUUUUUCUGCAACCUAAAAAUUCACGUUCCCAGAACAGGUGAAAUGUUCACUUCCGUUCUCAGAACAAUUAAAAAACGUUCAGUUUUACUAGUCAGGAAACACGUCUUCGUUCCCAAAACCAAUGGGAAACUAAAAACGUACAGUACGUUCCCACAACUUCCAAGGAACCAAAUGUGAUAGCUGGGCUAUAUUUAGUCUCAAUGUUUAUUGAAAACAUAAAUACAUUUGCACAAUGAGCGCUUGUUGUCUCUCAUGCAUUGUUACAGUUGUUGGUUAGCUAGCUAGAGAAUUUUAGCCAUACAGUGGCUUGCGAAAGUAUUCACCCCCCUUGGCAUUUUUCCUAUUUUGUUGCCUUACAACCUGGAAUUAAAAUCGAUUUUUGGGGGUUUUGUAUCAUUUGAUUUACACAACAUGCCUACCACUUUGAAGAUGCGAAAUAUUUUUUUUUGUAAAACAAACAAGAAAUAAGACAAAAAAAAACAGAAAAAUUGAGCGUGCAUAACUAUUCACCAAUCCCCCCCCCCCCCCCCCCAAAGUCAAUACUUUGUAAAGCCACUUAUUGCAGCAAUUACAGUAUCAAGUCUCUUCGGGGUAUGUCUCUAUAAGCUUGGCACAUCUAGCCACUGGGAUUUUUGCCCAUUCUUCAAGGCAAAACUGCUCCAGCUCCUUCAAGUUGGAUGGGUUCCGCUAGUGUACAGCAAUCUUUUAAGUCAUACCACAGAUUCUCAAUUGGAUUGAGGUCUGGGCUUUGACUAGACCAUUCCAAGACAUUUAAAUGUUUCCCCUUAAACCACUCGAGUGUUGCUUUAGCAGUACGCUUAGGGUCAUUGUCCUGCUGGAAGGUGAACCUCCGUCCCAGCCUAUAAUCUCUGGAACACUGAAACAGGUUUCCCUCAAGAAUUUCCCUGUAUUUAGCGCCAUCCAUCAUUCCUUCAAUUCUGACCAGUUUCCCAGUCCCUGCCAAUGAAAAACAUCCCCACAGCAUGAUGCUGCCACCACCAUGCUUCACUGUGGGGAUGGUGUUCUCUGGGUGAUGAGAGGUGUUGGGUUUGCGCCAGACAUAGCGUUUUCCUUGAUGGCCAAAAAGCUCAAUUUUAGUCUCAUCUGACCAGAGCACCUUCUUCCAUAUGUUUGGGGAGUCUCCCACAUGCCUUUUGGCGAACACCAAACGUGUUUGCUUAUUUUUUUCUUUAAGCAAUGACUUUUUUCUGGCCACUCUUCCGUAAAGCCCAGCUCUGUGGAGUGUACGGCUUAAAGUGAUCCUAUGGACAGAUACUCCAAUCUCUGCUGUGGAGCUUUGCAGCGUCAUCAGGGUUAUCUUUGAUCUCUUUGUUGCCUCUCUGAAUAUUGCCCUCCUUGCCUGGAUGCGUGAGUUCUGGUGGGCGGCCCUCUCUUGGCAGGUUUGUUGUGGUGCCAUAUUCUUUCCACUUUUUAAUAAUGGAUUUAAUCGUGCUCUGUGGGAUGUUCAAACAACUUUGUCCCUGACCUGUUUGGAGAGCUCCUUGGUAUUCAUGGUGCCGCUUGCUUGGUGGUGCCCCUUGCUUAGUGGUGUUGCAGACACUGGGGCCUUUCAGAACAGGUGUAUAUAUACUGGAUCAUGUGACAGAUCAUGUGACACCUAGAUUGCACACAGGUGGACUUUAUUGAACUAAUUAUGUGACUUCUGAAGGUAAUUGGUUGCACCAGAUCUUAUUUAAGGGCUUCAUAGCAAAGGGGGUGAAUACAUAUGCACGCACCACUUUUCCGUUAAUUAUUUGUUCGAAUAACAAGUUCUUUUUUUCAUUUCACUUCAUCAAUUUUGACUAUUUUGUGUAUGUCCAUUACAUGAAAUCCAAAUAAAAAUCAAUUUAAAUUACAAGUUGUAAUGCAACAAAGUAGGAAAAACGCCAAGGGGGAUUAAUACUUUUGCAAGGCACUGUAUCACAUAUAGGAAUAUCCUCCAGAUUUUUAAUUCCACAGUCAAUUCCUCAUUACUGUACUGUAUGCCAUGAGCUCUGUAACUAGAGUAUAUGUAACAAAAUAGUUUGAAAGGGAAGCAACCUGUACUGUAUCUUGCUAUAUUUGACCUCCCUACUCUGGCUCAUGUUGCUUCUCCUCAUGGUCUCACUGAGUCUCAAGUACAGUAUGUCUUUGCUCUACUGUUCCUUGCAAUAGUCUUCCAUUAAGUUUUAUGCUGCUCUUGACAUGCCAAACAAGGCAGGGCAUUGUCCUAUGUUCAACUGCAUUUCUCCACACUUUCUCUGAUCUUUUAUUCAUUGGAAAGCACUGUACUAAGUAUCUUUCAAGAUGUUCGACUGAAGAUUUCCUGAAAUUGCGUUCACAUAUUCAUGGGAGACGUUGCUGUUCAUGAUCUCAUGGGAAGCUCAAACAAUGUUGUCACCACAGCCUAGCGACGCAAUAGGAUUGGCAAGAGAUUGGCAGCUGAGUAUCCAAGUAAUGUUGGAGCCAAGUUAUGAGAUUAGAUUUAUGCAGUGCCUCGCCAUUAUCUAGUUACAUUUUGCAUGAAAGGCACCCUUUCCAAGUUUCCAGAAUGCUCUUUAGUCUGUCUUCUGAGGAAUAGGGGUGGGGGCCCAGUACCCUAAGUGAUUCCUGAAAAAGCAUACUCGCAGUAUCCUCUGAAGGCUGCAGGCAGGCAGCAGAGAGAGAGAGAGAGAGACAGUACUGGGGCUGUGAUAGAUGAGCCUCCCUGUCUAAUUUAGCCCGGUUGGCAUUGAGUGUCUGCUCCUCCAGGAUAUUACAGGGGAUGAUCAGGUCAGCUCCACUGUUAGGGCGUGUCCCAAAUGGCACCCUAUUCCCUUUAUCAGGAGUGGGCAAACGUUUUUUGCUUGCAGGACAGAAAAAGGGCAGUUAUUUGAAAAUAUAUAGGUCCAUUAUCAUUUCUACAUAAUUUCUAUCUGUUCUGAACAAAAAUGUAAACGCAAAAUGCCAAAAUGUCAACGAUUUUGCUGAGUUACAGUUCAUAUAAGGAAAUUGAAAUAAAUUCAUUAGGCCCUAAUCUAUGGAUUUCACAUGACUGUGCAGGGUCGCAGCCAUGGGUGGGCCUGGUAAGUCAUAGGCUCACCCACUGGGGAGCCAGGCCCAGCCAAUCAGACUGAGUUUUUCUCCACGAAAGGGCUUUUAUACAGCCAGAAAUACUUCUCAGUUUCAUCAGCUGUCCGGGUGGCUGGUCUCAGACGAUCCCGUAGGUGAAGAAGCCGGAUGUGGAGGUCCUGGGCUGGUGUGGUUACACGUGGUCUGCGGUUGUGAGGCCGGUUGGACAUAUUGCCAAAUUCUGUAAAACGAUUUAUGGUAGAGAAAUGAACAUUACAUUCGCUGGCAACAGCUCUGGUGGACACUCCUGCAGUCAACAUGCCAAUUGCACGCUGCUUCAAAACUUGAGACAUCUGUGACAAAACUGCACAGUGGCCUUUUACUGACUCCAGCACAAGGUGCACCUGUGUAAUGAUCAUGCUGUUUAAUCAGCUUCUUGAUAUUCCACACCUGUCAAGUGGAUGGAUUAUUUUGAAAUAAGCUUUUUGUGCGUAUAGAACAUUUCUGGGAUCUUUUAUUUCAGCUCAUGAAACAUGGGACUUUACACUUUGCAUGUUGCGUUUAUAUUUUUGUUCAGUGUAUUUUUAGAUGUUCAAGUGUGGCCUGGAGUGUUUUUUUUUACCCAAAAUAAUAUUUUUGCUUUUUUUCACUCCUGCCGGUCGGAUUGAAUGGGCUUGCGGGCUCUUCUCUCACCGAUGGUUAUGCUGAAAACAAAACCAAUGUUAGCACUUUCUCUUUAAUAACCCUUUUUUGCAAUGGGCUAAUAAAGGGACAAGCAGGAUGUGUUUUGGAAGUCUUAAAUUGGGUGUGAUACAAUAAUCUGGCACUGAUUAUUUGACUUUGUUGAUAAAAUUAUGAGUCAUUCUACAAUAAUUCACAUUCCUCUAUGGAUGAUACUUUUUGCAAAACAUCAAACAUAACCUUGACAAUUGAAGUGCAGGGCUUUUGAUUAUCUAGACUAUUGUCAGCCACUGAACAUGUAAUGAUGGAGAGAGUCCCUCUAGUGUACAGCUUUGGCGUUGCAGCCACAGCUGCCACACCCACCAACCGAAAGGGUGUUGCUUGUAAGCAGUAAGGGUUCUUGUUGUCUUUUGCUGAUAUUUCAAUGCAUGUGUCUCUGUACUUGAACCAGGUGCUGUACGUAUCAAGCAUCUCAAAGUAGAAGUGCUGAUCUAGGAUCAGGUCUCCUCUGUCCAUUCAUUAUAAUCUAAAAAUCUGCAGCACUACCAGUCUGACAUGCUCGAUACAUAUGGCCCCUGGUCUUGGUUUGUGUUGCAGGUGUGGCCCGGGUGGACUAUGGAGAUGUGUCCUCUCGUAAGACCCUGCGUGAAGCUCUGCAGUGUAAACCCUUCUCCUGGUACCUGGAGAACGUCUACCCCGACUCUCAGAUCCCCAGGAGAUACUACUCACUUGGUGAAGUAUGAAGUCUUUCAGAUACUGCAGCCCAAUGCACCUCUCAUGACCCUGGAUAAAUCCCAAAUGGCACCCUAUUCCCUAUACAGUGUACUACUUUUAACAUGGGCCAUAGGGAAUAGGGUGUCAUUUGCAACGCAGAUCAUGUGUUUGAUAUCAAAAGUGAGUCAGAAGACCUGGAUAUUCCAACCAUUGAAACUCGACGAUAAAUAACCUAAUGUGUUUAGUUGUGGUUUCAAACCCAAGCACAGGAUAGAGUUGGCUAACAACAUUCUAGAUAACAGGUUAGCACCAGGCAAAGAGGGGAAUGGUCUUGAUAACAUACAGUAUGCCAAUAAAAAAGGGAGGCCAUGAUUGAUAGAGAGCAUGUAAAAUAAUGUGACUGGUUGGGAGUUUGGAGAGAUGAGGUUGUAAUCCCCAAGUUGAAUUCUGCUGAGGCUUCAGGAUUUUACAGCCUACAUCCAAUGUACUGCAGUAAAAGCUGUCUAUGGCAUGGAACUACAGCAGCAGCAGCAGCACCCUCAGUCUUCCCUUCCCCUCUCCUGCCCUCCCGCCGUCAGCUCCAUGAUUGACUCACUCCGUAGCACACGUCCCACUUUUAACAGCCCUAGUCAUUAGCUUUUAUAUCAUUUAAUUAGGAACGAUACCAUUCCUGCAUAGUAAGCAGGUUAUACAACACCUAGCAUAUAGAGCAUGCCCAGCCUCUAUGAGUAUGUUAGUUAGAUAUUAGAUGGCUCAUUAAAUAAUAAUUUGGGGUGGGAACUUGCGGUAAUACUUAGAUCACCACAGAUCUGAUUUAUGCAGCCAUUUGCGUUGCUAAGCACGGUCCCUAAUUAUGACUUACAUCACUGGUGAAAUAUAGGUAAUGAGUUUAGAUUGCUUGUUUUAUUGAACAGUAAAUAUUUAAUUAGAUUUGACAUCUGGGCCACAGAGACAAGAAGCAGGGGCUUUUAAUUUUGUCACCUGGAAAUUAAGUGCCAGUGUUUGAUGAGAGGGACGCCAUUUCUUCUUCCUCUAUAAGCAGUGGCUUUUGUUAGCUGUAAAUAUUCCAGGGUGGAUGGAAGGAUGGUAAUUAUGAAUCCAAUGUUUUUUUUACUCCUUUCUACCCCUAGAUCAGAAAUGUUGAAACAAACCAGUGUGUGGACAACAUGGGUAGAAAGGAAAACGAGAAAGUUGGCUUCUUCAACUGCCAUGGCAUGGGUGGGAAUCAGGUAAGGAGACCGCAGAAAGAGGAGAGAGCUAUAGAGUUAGUCUUGCAAAAUACCUUUCCCAAAGUUCCUAGGUUUUCCAGAAAUCCCAAUUGGAAGAUUCACUGAAUCAGGAGGGAAUUAGCAGGAAAUCCACAAUCCUCAAGCAAGGAUUUCUAGAAAACCUCAGAAUUGUGGAAAGUUACCAGAAUUAGUCCUGUCUGAAUCUGCCAUGUCAGUAAUUUAUGCUUGUUAGGAAGGUUAUUAUCCCAGCCCUAAAAACCUACUGUUGUCUGGCAAACUCCCAGGUCCUCUGAUAAUACUUAUCCCGUGCAAAUCGUCAUCCCUGUGUUUUGAGGGAUAUUACAGAGUUUAACAGGUGCUGCACCCAGUUUGGGUAAGAACAUGGGAACAAAUUGAUGCUUAAAACAAAAUGCUAUGCACGUAGCCUACAGACAAAUGAUCUGUUUUGUCACAUAUCAACGUUCCAGUGCCAUACUUCUCUUUAAAAGAUGAAGUGGAUGAUAUUGUGCCAGUGAAGUGAUAAAUUGCCAAAUACGUCAGGCAAUUAAAAUGUCUGCAUAGGUUAGAGUUCAGGGUUCUUAUUGACAUGCAUUAUUAUUUUGAUUUUCACCGAACUGAAGGCCAUUAGGCCAAUAUUAGGCUAUCCCUAGACAUUUGAAAUAUCUUCACGCCUAAAAGAGCCUCCAGGAUUCUGUCAUAACGGUCAAUUUUGAAUGAGGAAAAAAAAAAAAAAAAAACAGGGGCAGUUUGGUAAAACUAAUCCUGUCCGAAUCGUCCACUGGAAAAACGGAUAUGCUGUUGUAAUAAUUAUCAGAACCAACCUUCUAUAGUAAUACUAGCCCAGUGCGAAUAGGGCUUAGGAGAGAGACUAGUAGGUAUAUGACCGUCUCGUUUUCUCUGCCAGGUGUUCUCGUACACGGCUGAUAAGGAGAUCCGGACAGAUGACCUGUGUCUGGACGUGUCUCGUCCCCAUGGCCCUGUGGUCAUGCUGAAGUGUCAUCAAAUGAAGGGGAAUCAGAUGUUUGAGUAUGACGCAGAGGUAAGACCAAGACUCCUCCUGUAUUGUACUGUGUGAGUCUUGACAGGAGUGUUGUAACUGGGAUUAUGACGCCUUUGCCACACACUGAUUGUCCUGAGGAAUUUCUUCACUAUUACAUAGCAAGAGAUUUCAUAUUUAUAAUGACACACCUGUACUAAUACAUAAAAAACGUAUUUUGUAAAAAAUGUUAUGAUUGUUUUGAGCCACCAGAGGGUGGUACAUGUCAGGAGUUGGGCUUCUGUUCAAAUCCUGAACAAUAGCCAUCAUUCUGUUACGCUGUGCACAUUGCAGCCCAUAAUAUUCCCCAUUUAUUAAAAAUGUUCUUAUCUGAUGCAGUAUGUUGGCAAGUGGGAAUAUGAUUUUGAGGUAAGCUUGCUGACCUGGUUCUCAUGAAUGUUGUCAUCUAGUUAAGGUAGACAGUGUAUAUACUGUAAGUCCUGUGUUUGGUAGGUAGUAGUAUAUUGUGCUUAGUGGUUGUAAGGCCAGUGUUUCUCUCAUUAGUCUGUGAAGUCCUGUGUGACGUUAUGUUAGUAGUCAAUAGGAGUGUUCAUGUUAAUGCACUGGGGAAUGUGACCUGUUAGCCAGACCAGGGGACCGAUCAGAUUCCACUGUCCAGUUAUGAACCUAAUGAAAUGUGAGUCCCACACUGCACUCCACUGACUCAGACAUAGUUGCAAAAUUCCAGUAACUUUCCCAAAAUUCCCUGGUUUUUCAGAAAUCCUGGGUGGAAGAUUCCUGGAAUUUUGGGAAAGUUACUGGAAUUUUGCAACCAAAUGACAGUAAUGUUAGACACUACUGAAUGGCCCAUUAUAUUCCAACAGAUUGGUUUUCAUUUCAAUGAUCCAGGACUGAAUAGUACACUCCUAGAUACAGUUGAAGUCGGAAGUUUACAUACACCUUAGCCAAAUACAUUUAAACUCUGUUUUUCACAAUUCCUGACAUUUAAUCCUAGUAAAAAUUCCCUGUCUUAGGUCAGUUAGGAUCACCACUUUAUUUUAAGAAUGUGAAAUGUCAGAAUAAUAGUAGAGAGAAUGAUUUAUUUCAGCUUUUAUUUCUUUCAUCACAUUCCCAGUGGGUCAGAAGUUUACAUACACUCAAUUAGUAUUUGGUAGCAUUGCCUUUAAAUUGUUUAACUUGGGUUAAACGUUUCGGGUAGCCUUCCACAAGCUUCCCACAAUAAGUUGGGUGAAUUUUGGCCCAUUCCUCCUGACAGAGCUAGUGUAACUAAGUCAGGUUUGUAGGCCUCCUUGCUAGCACACGCUUUUUCAGUUCUGCCCACAAAUGUUCUAUAGGAUUGAGGUCAGGGCUUUGUGAUGGCCGCUCCAAUACCUUGACUUUGUUGUCCUUUGUUGCCACCCCCGUGCUUCACGGUUGGGAUGGUGUUCUUCGGCUUGCCACAACUUUGGAUGUAUGCUAGGGGUCAUUGUCCAUUUGGAAGACCCAUUUGCGACCAAGCUUUAACUUCCUGACUGAUGUCUUGAGAUGUUGCUUCAAUAUAUCCACAUAAUUUUCCUUCCUCAUGAUGCCAUCUAUUUUGUGAAAUGCACUAGUCCCUCCUGCAGCAAAGCACCCCCACAGCAUGAUGCUGCCACCCCUGUGCUUCACGGUUGGGAUGGUGUUCUUCGACUUGCAAGGCACCCCCUUUUUCCUCCAAACAUAACGAUGGUCAUUAUGGCCGAAUAGUUCUAUUUUUGUUUCAUCAGACCAGAGGACAUUUCUCCAAAAAGUACGAUCUUUGUCCCCAUGUGCAGUUGCAAACCGUAGUCUGUCUUUUUUAUGGCGGUUUUGGAGCAGUGGCUUCUUCCUUGCUGAGCGGCCUUUCAAGUAAUGUCGAUAUAGGACUUGUUUUACUGUGGAUAUAGAUACUUUUGUGCAGUGGGGAAAAAAAGUAUUUAGUCAGCCACCAAUUGUGCAAGUUCUCCCACUUAAAAAGAUGAGAGAGGCCUGUAAUUUUCAUCAUAGGUACACGUCAACUAUGACAGACAAAAUGAGAGAAAAAAAAUCCUGAAAAUCACAUUGUAGGAUUUUUUAUGAAUUUAUUUGCAAAUUAUGGUGGAAAAUAAGUAUUUGGUCAAUAACAAACGUUUCUCAAUACUUUGUUAUAUACCCUUUGUUGGCAAUGACACAGGUCAAACGUUUUCUGUAAGUCUUCACAAGGUUUUCACACACUGUUGCUGGUAUUUUGGCCCAUUCCUCCAUGCAGAUCUCCUCUAGAGCAGUGAUGUUUUGGGGCUGUCGCUGGACAACAAGGACUUUCAACUCCCUCCAAAGAUGUUCUAUGGGGUUGAGAUCUGGAGACUGGCUAGGCCACUCCAGGACCUUGAAAUGCUUCUUACGAAGCCACUCCUUCGUUGCCCGGGCGGUGUGUUUGGGAUCAUUGUCAUGCUGAAAGACCCAGCCACGUUUCAUCUUCAAUGCCCUUGCUGAUGGAAGGAGGUUUUCACUCAAAAUCUCACGAUACAUGGCCCCAUUCAUUCUUUCCUUUACGCGGAUCAGUCUUCCUGGUCCCUUUGCAGGAAAACAGCCCCAAAGCAUGAUGUUUCCACCCCCAUGCUUCACAGUAGGUAUGGUGUUCUUUGGAUGCAACUCAGCAUUCUUUGUCCUCCAAACACGACGAGUUGAGUUUUUACCAAAAAGUUAUAUUUUGGUUUCAUCUGACCAUAUGACAUUCUCCCAAUCCUCUUCUGGAUCAUCCAAAUGCACUCUAGCAAACUUCAGACGGGCCUGGACAUGUACUGGCUUAAGCAGGGGGACACGUCUGGCACUGCAGGAUUUGAGUCCCUGGCGGCGUAGUGUGUUACUUUGGUCCCAGCUCUCUGCAGGUCAUUCACUAGGUCCCCCCCGUGUGGUUCUGGGAUUUCUGCUCACCGUUCUUGUGAUCAUUUUGACCCCAUGGGUGAGAUCUUGCGUGGAGCCCCAGAUCGAGGGAGAUUAUCAGUGGUCUUGUAUGUCUUCCAUUUCCUAAUAAUUGCUCCCACAGUUGAUUUCUUCAAACCAAGCUGCUUACCUAUUGCAGAUUCAGUCUUCCCAGCCUGGUGCACAAUGUGUCUACAAUGUGUCUACAAUUUUGUUUCUGGUGUCCUUUGACAGCUCUUUGGUCUUGGCCAUAGUUGAGUUUGGAGUGUGACUGUUUGAGGUUGUGGACAGGUGUCUUUUAUACUGAUAACAAGUUCAAACAGGUGCCAUUAAUACAGGUUACGAGUGGAGGACAGAGGAGCCUCUUAAAGAAGAAGUUACAGGUCUGUGAGAGCCAGAAAUCUUGGUUGUUUGUAGGUGACCAAAUACUUAUUUUCCACCAUAAUUUGCAAAUAAAUUCAUAAAAAAUCCUACAAUGUGAUUUUCUGGAUUUUCUUUUCUCAAUUUGUCUGUCAUAGUUGACGUUUACCUAUGAUGAAAAUUACAGGCCUCUCUCAUCUUUUUAAGUGGGAGAACUUGCACAAUUGGUGGCUGACUAAAUACUUUUUUUCCCCACUGUACCUGUUUCCUCCAGCAUCUUCACAAGGUCCUUUGCUGUUGUUCUGGGAUUGAUUUCUCUAGGAGACAGAACGCGUCUCCUUCCUGAGCGGUAUGACGGCUGCGUAGUCCCAUGGUGUUUAUACUUGCACACUAUUGUUUGUACAGAUGAACGUGGUACCUUCAGGCGUUUGGAAAUAGCUCCCAAGGAUGAACCAGACUUGUGGAGGUCUACCAUUUUUUUUCUGAGGUCUUGGCUGAUUUCUUUUUAUUUUCCCAUGAUGUCAAGCAAAGAGGGACUAAGUUUGAAGGUAGGCCUUGAAAUACAUCCAAAGGUACACCUCCAAUUGACUCAAAUGAUGUCAAUUAGCCUAUCAGAAGCUUCUAAAGCCAUGAAUUUUCCAAGCUGUUUAAAGGCACAGUCAACUUAGUGUAUGUAAACUUCUGACCCACUGGAAUUGUGAUACAGUGAAUUAUAAGUGAAAUAAUCUGUCUGUAAACAAUUGUUGGAAAAAUUACUUGUGUCAUGCACAAAGUAGAUGUCUUAACUGACUUGCCAAAACUAUAGUAUGUUAACAGGAAAUGUGUGGAGUGGUUGAAAAACGAGUUUUCAUGACUCCAACCUAAGUGUAUGUAAACUUCCGACAUCAACUGUAUCUCCAUAAUAUAUCUAUCAUGCAAAUCAUCUAUUCUAGUACAAGUGCCAUUUUGAUGUGCAUCAGACUUUGAAACAGGUAGCACCAACAAUAAAGCAUUUGAAUUCCCAUAGGGAAAAUGUAGGCCAUGACAAUUGUGUAUUCUCAAAGUAGCCUUAAUAUGAACAAUUAAUAUAAAUAUAUUUCUUCCACUCAACUGUAUCUCCAUAAUAUAUCUAUCAUGCAAAUCAUCUAUUCUAGUACAAGUGCCAUUUUGAUGUGCAUCAGACUUUGAAACAGGUAGCACCAACAAUAAAGCAUUUGAAUUCCCAUAGGGAAAAUGUAGGCCAUGACAAUUGUGUAUUCUCAAAGUAGCCUUAAUAUGAGCAAUUAAUAUAAAUAUAUUUCUUCCACUGGGACACAUUCAUAUGUUCUACCUGCUCGAUUAUGGUGUCACCUGUCAGUGAUUAAGAUCUCUCAUGUCACUGUUAACUUUGAAAAGCUCCCAUCUAUUCCUGUACAACCCCUGGGAGAGAUCCAGCUAUUACGCUUUUUACUUUAGUUAUAUAUGUAAUAUGAAACAUGAAUAAUUCAUGUCCCUGACAUAUACAGGGGUGGGGUUCCAAUGCCACUGUCAAUGGCCUGGUUAUUUUUAGCAACAGUGUGAUGGGCGAUACUGCUGAUCCCAGCUGUACCAUUAACAUUUCAUAUGGUCAUAAAUUUCAGCAUCGUAGAGAGAGAAAUACCUGACUUUUACAUAUUCUCCAUAUUCCAGGUGGUCAGAGCCUGUGCUUGAAGUGGACUGAAUUAGGUGUCAGUACUCACUUUGGGUACUCGUUUAUAUUAAGGUGCAAAAACGCUGCAAUAUUUUAAAGCCAGUACUCAAGCAGUAGAACAUUUGACUUGCCGGUACUCAGUACCAUUGUGUACCGGACCAAUUCAAGCACUGGUCAGAGCCAUCUCUCUACUCACCUCUAUUCUCAAUACCUCCCUGCUCAUCUUUUAGGACUGUAGAAUAUCAGUCCCACCACACCACAAGUCCCAUCCACUUCUAUCAAACUAGGAAAUCUGGUUGAAGAUUUUCUGAUUGUUGGCAAAGUUGGUUCCAUUCUGAGCAACACUCCAACAUGGUCCAACUGUAACCUUUGUCCUCCAUUAGAUGGGUUGUGUAGCAUUGUGUUUUUUUUGGAAUGGAAGUAUACAGUACUGUUGAUGAUCUUGUUGGUCCUGCCUGGCCUGAGUCCUGGCUCUGUCCUAGCGAUUCUCACUCACUCCCAUCUCCUCUUGUCCAUCCAUGACAUGUCCGUCCUCCAUCCGGAUGUCCAUCCGCAGAAGCACACGUUCCUCCACAUCAUCACCCAGUCGUGUCUGACCAUCAGCAGGCUGGAGGACGGUACUUGGGGCCCCACGGUGGAGUACUGUAAUAGUAGCCCCUUGCAAACCUGGGUCCUGAGGAACUUCACCCGGCUGGAGGUGUUUAGGAAGCUGUACUACAGCCCAACUGAUUACAUUCUGUAGGGGCUGUCUUCCUGCAUGGGCCACCGCAGGUCAGUACUGUACUAUCUAGUGGAGGUCCUAGUGUGUAGUAGCCUAGUGCGUAGUGGUCUAGUGUGCCAAGAAAAUUAGCCCGUCCUGCUAUAUCUCUGCUCACCAGCCACCACUGGUGUAGUUGGCUAGUGUGUAAUCGUCUAGUCUAGUGUGUAGUAUCUAGUCUGUAGAGCUGGAGUUGUGUGACUGUGGUGGAAUAGGCUGUCACGUUGCUUUAGUAAGCAGCUUUUUACCUCACAGAAUGUUUGUUUUAAUUUCUUUUGCCUCAGCCUUGACAUGCUCUUCUUGGAGCUUGAGCUUGUUGAGAUUCUGAACUUUUCCGUUGUUAGUAAAAGUGUGCCAUGCAAAGCAGUUUCAAAGGCAUUUAGUAGCGAUUACCACUGACCUUUUGAUAUGAAUGCAUAAUGACAGGAACACAGAGACACAUAAGGCAAUAGUAGACGUCCCUCGACAGCUCUAGAUGGUGCUGUAUACAUGGCGCUAUCUGCAAGACCUUUAUCCAGCCUUCUUCCGCACCAAAUUAGAUGUAAUUUUACAUUUAUUUUCCUACAUUAAUAUUUUAUUUUGAUACAAAAAAAUCACUGGCUGUGGCCCCUCAUACAGCGGUCCUCAUUAAAUGAGAAUUGAGGAGACAAGGUCCUUUUUAUUUUUAGCUGAUUAUCUAGCUAUUUGAUGGGCAGAUUGAAAUGGGCUCGCCUUUGUUUACAAGUUCCUUUGAAGUGAUCCUCUUUCAUGGCGCUGGCCUUGGGAAAGUGAGGGCUGCAUUUUGAACACACUCCAUAACAGCUGUGUUCAGCUUGCAGCAUGUUCUCAUUGUCUGAGGACUGAAUUUCAAUCACCACUCCUCAUUUCCAUUUGACCUAUCCAUAUACUAAAUCUAGUCUGGAUGCUCGAUGCAAGUAACUACUGUCUUCAGUUUGAUAUAUGUAUUGUCAGUCCCUUAACUUUAGCCAGUUGCCUCUUUCCAGUACCUCUGUAAUUCAUUGGAGUUUAUUUGUCUGUUAAACAGUCUGUGUUUGCCUGAUAAUGACCAUAUUCAUGGCUGUGUGCUCUCCUUUUCAGACUACUGUUGGUUAAAUUGGGGGAGUUGCGUUCAGGGUUAUUGCUGUUUGUAAACGUGACGGUGCUAGUGCAGCCUGCUGUCAGAUGGCCUUAUUCCGUGUUCUGUUCCUACCAUGUUCACUGUCCUUGAGAGUAGCACUGCAAGACACUCUCUGAACACAAUUAGACAGUGGGUGCGUCUCAAAUGCCACCCUAUGCCCUUUAUAGUGCACUACUUUUGACCAAAGCUCUAUCAGGCUCUGGUCAAAUGUAGAGCACUAUAAAGGGAAUAAGAUGCCAUUUGGGAUUCAUCCACAGUUUUCUAUCUGAUCGUCGCCUGCUCCCUCAAAUGGCAAAAUGCCAAGAAACACAUUUCCAUUAAAUCUGUUGGUACGGUGUUGAUUUUUUGUUACAUGCCAGCCUCUGUUUUUAAGCGUUGUUAGUGUCAGCACAAACACACAUUUUAAAAGAGAUCCUGCAUCUGUCAGUGAGUCCGGUCGUCGACUCUUCUUUGUGAAUGACAAAGAGGAUAAAUGUUCUUCACCCUGGGCUGACUCCUAGAAACCAUCUUCAUUUAAUUAGCAGGUCUCAGCUGUGCACACACACGGCACAGAGCUCAUGAGCCACUCUCUGGGACUGCCUCUGCUGUAAUGGGAGUUUUUACUGCCUCUGGGACUGCCUCUGCUGUAAUGGGAGUUUUUACUGCCACUGGGACUGCCUCUGCUGUAAUGGGAGUUUUUUUGCCACUGAGGAGCAAUUAAAUAAUUAUAAGCAGAGGACCCCCCACAUUUCUAAUAUUUUAAUUAAAUAUGGAUUGGUUUUCCUCUGUACUUCUUACUCUCUUUUCUGCACUGUAGAAUGGUGGGAUCUUUCAGAGAUGGCAGAAAUAGCACCUUCAUCAUUGCCCUAGCUAUGUUCUUAUGAUUAAUAAAUAAGCUUUAGUGUAGUGGUUCAUACUUGACCUUACCAUCAGGUACGGGACUAUAAUGGCAGAUAUUACAAUUCUGGCUUGAUAAUGUAAUAUUAUUUGAACAGGUAUGGUUUUGAGGACAUCAAUACAUGAAUAUAUUUUAUUCAUUUAAAAAAGCAGAACAUUGUAUUAUUAUUUAUUUUUUUAAACCUUUGACUGUUAAGUGCACCAAAACCUGCCUGAGUGGUUUAACUGUAAUGCCUUGUUCAUCUCCCCUCGAGUGAAGUAAUAGUACAAAACACACAGAGAGAACAGAGAUAAAGAUAGUGGAGAGUGUGUGUGUAAUGGUCUCUGUCAGUGGUGCUUUGAAUGCAGGUAGAGUUUAUUAAGCUUUACCUCACUUCCCAAAAACAAACAGUGGACAAUCAGAUACAUUCAAACCAUCUUGAUUUGUCCUACCCAUUCAAAACAUAAAGGCUGAAUACAGAACUGAAAACGAACUCUAUAACUUCAGGAUAAUCAUUGCCUGAAAGUCAAAGACAAUAAUUGCUGCAAAUUCAAUGUAUUCAGCUACAGUAUGUGGACCAUUUUAACAUUUUUGAUUCAGUGCGUUCUUAGUCAUGACUAAAACCUAAUGGCCUGAUUACAAUGAAGACACGGCACCUGCGGGUUACCUCCAGGUUACCGCUGGAUUUCUUAAUACGCUGCUAACGGGAGAUUACAUGGUGCUCCGUGCUAAAAUAACCCUGGUUGCAAUGAAGAAGCAGCGGAAUAAAACUAGUAAACCAGCUGAUCUGACACUGUUACGGUGUCAAGCCGGCUUAAUACUAGACAGCGGAAAUGGCAUGGGAAAUGGUCAUUUUCUGCGUUCCCUACUCCCACCCCAAUGAAGAAACAUCCUAUCAGGGACAACAAAAUCGAAAGAUGAAAAAGAUAAAUGCAAGAAUGUGACAUAUUACAAUGAUUCGACUGAUGAUUAUAACUUUGCGAAAAUAAAGUAAUUGAAGACCAACUUUUAGCACAUUGUAAAUUAAAGUGAUAUGGAUUGCAGAAACGUGUGAUAGACAAUUGAAAUGUCAUUAUUAGAUGAAGCUCUUUGCAUCUAUUUCUUUGAAUAACGACUUCUAAAUAAUAAGAAAUUACUCUACCUAACACAUUUCUUUUCAAUUCAGACAUUAUUUCUUCAAUAAAGUACCAUGGCCAAGACCAUGGCAUUGGGUUUAUGAACUGAUAUACAAACAACAAUUGACGCAUCAAUCCAUUCUUUUCAAUUUAAACUAUUAUAUCAAAUUUUCACCACAAAAUUAAAGCUCAACAUAUGGGGCAUUGAACAGUCAGCCCUGUGCAGACUCUGCCACGAGGAAACAGAAUCAAUAGAUCAUCUCAUCAAGUCAUAGUCUGUGUUCAGCAGGACCUACAAACAGUACUGUCAAAAGAUCUGAAAAACCACGAUCAAUCAAUGGGAAAUAUGAUUAUACUCUUAGGUAAAGUAUUUAUUUUUAGGGCAAUCUCAGUAGAAAUGGUACAAAUAGAGGUUCAAGACCCUUGUAAGAUAUCAUAGUAAAAUAGAAGAAUGUAUUGCAAAAGGAAAUAGUAAAAUGGUAGUGGACUGGGAAAGAUGGGUUAGGCUGUGGGUUGAAAUUAAGAUUGGAGUGAGUGAUUGAUUGAUUUUCCGACACACUUGUAGUCCAGUGUGAUUAGGAAAUAAACUAUGUAUGUAUGUAUGUGCAUUUUUAUGUUUUCCACCAAGUCCAACCAGGGGAGAGGGGGAUAGGGGCAUAAAAAAUAUAUACCGGUCAAAAAUUUCAGAACAACUACACAUUCAAGGGAUUUUCUUUAUUUUUACUAUUUUCUACAUUGUAGAAUAAUAGCGAAGAUAUCAAAACUAUUAAAUAACACAUAUGGAAUCAUGUAGUAACCAGAAAAGUGUUAAACAAAUCAAAAUAUAUUUUAUAUUUAAGAUUCUUCAAAUAGCCACCCUUUGCCUCUGAUAUAAAGUCGUUUUUUUUCAAAGUUGACGAGAUGACACAUGCGUCCACUUAUCAGUGCAUUCGUAACUACUUAAAUAACCAUUAUGAAACUUCUAUUAGAUCAAAUAAGUCUCACGUAGCAAAUUUGCAAUUCCAUUUUUUGUUGACCAAAUUCGACGCUCAUUGACCGCCAUACAAAAAUGUGUCACUUUGUGGUCUUAUUUUCAUGGACAGAUUUUGGGCGGCGUAAACCGCUUUGCCUAUUCCUCUCUGGUUGCAAUCAGGACUAAAAGAUAACCCCGACAUCCACAUUAUGGAGCGAUAAAUCAGUGGUGGAUGAUGGUUGCAAUUAAGAUCAGCUGUGCGGGUAAUUUUAACGCGUAUUUAUGGUUUAACGAAAGAUCAGCUGGCGAUAAUCAAGUGGCCAAUGUUAGUUGCAAUUGGCCCCAUUUAGGCAACUAAUGAUUUUCCAUUUAAUUUGAUGGUAACAAUGCAUGUGCUUCUCAGUUACUCUACAGGAAAAUCAAUCAACCAAUCAAUGAAAGAUUUUAUAAAGCACUUUUUACAUCAGAAGUUGUCACACAGUGCUUUACAGUUACCUGGCCUAGACCCCAAAGAGCAAGCAAAGCAGAGGUGUGAGCACAGUGGACAGGAAAAACUCCCUAGAAGGAAACUCAUUGCAUUUGAUCCAACCCAUUAGCAAUAGGACUGGAGAAUAUGGAUUCUAGCAUUCUGUCAAACUAUGAUGCAAAAUCAAUGCUUAAGUUUAAAUGAUAAACCAACUCCCUGCGUCAUUUGUUUUAGCAGACUGAAGUUAGUGUCACGAAUACCGCCAAGGCUGCUCCUCCUCCUUGUUCGGGCAGGCUUCGGCGUUCGUCGUCCCCGGAGUACUAGCUGCCACCGUUUGAUGUUUUCGAUGUUUGUUUGGUCUAGUUUAGUGCACCUGUUUCGUAUUCUGUCCUGAUUAUGUCACCUAUAAGUUUCCCUGUGUUAUGUUUUGUAGUUGUGUGUUAUUGUCCGCCUGUCGUUUUGUUGUGAGGUUCGGUACUUUUGUUUAUGAGUGUUUUACGCAUUUCGCGUAUCAGUUCGCCUCCGUUGUUUCGAGGCCAUUUAGUUUUGUAUCUUGUUCAAUUACUUCAGUAUAGUCGUUUUGACUUAUCCGCUGCUGUGUCCUGCGCCUGACUUCACCACCGCAUCCACAUCAGUAUCGUGACAGAAUAACACACCUGAAUACUAUAGAGUCAGCAGGAGCAGCGGCGGUAACCGAGUCGCUUGAGGAUCGGGUCAGCUGCCAGGACGCCAGGAUCCAGCAACUCGGAUCCGCUAUGCAAGAAGUAAUGAACACCCUGCGCCGAUGGGAGAGAGGAGGCUUGCCCACACCUCCUCCUACCGUACCACCACCAUCGGUCAGCUCCACCAUACCAGCUCCGGAGUCCAGUGGUAUUCGGCUCUCGCUCCCGAGGGCAUAUGAUGGCACCGCAGCCGGGUGUCAGGGGUUCCUCCUUCAAGUGGAACUCUACCUGGCAACCAUACACCCGGCGCCCUCGGGAUACGAGAGCGUUUCCGCCCUCAUCCCCUGUCUCUCCGGCAAGGCGUUGCAGUGGGCCAAUGCCGAAUGGAGGGGAAUAGACGUCGCCACCAUCAGCUACGCAGAGUUCUCCCGCCGCUUCAGGGCUGUUUUCGAUCAUCCCCCUGAGGGUAAAGCGGCGGGGGAGCGUCUGUUCCACCUUCGACAGGGGAAGAGGAGCGCACAGGAGUUCGCCCUGGACUUCCGGACUCUAGCGGCGGAUGCAGGGUGGAAUGAGAGGGCCCUCAUCGACCACUAUCGGUGUAGCCUGCGUGAGGACGUUCGACGAGAGUUGGCCUGCAGGGACACCAAUCUAACCUUCGACCAGCUGGUGGACAUGUCCAUCCGUCUGGAUACCCUGCUGGCCACCCACGGACGUCCAGAGUUGGGGCCGUCCAUUCCAUCCCCCAGCACCUCCGAGCCGAGCCCUAUGGAGCUCGGGGGUGCUGGCGCUAGAGAGAGGAGGAGAGAGAUUCCGAGGGAGGCCGUCCCCUGCACCAACUGUGGUCGUAGAGGACACACUGCGGCUAGGUGCUGGGGAGGGUCUCCAGGGGUUCGAGGCAACAGGUUGCGCACUGGGGAGUCAUUCCAGGUGAGUAGGCGCCCAACUCACCCAGAGCUCUCUGUUGUUCACUUUUGUAUACCUGUAGUAUUUCCUCAGGUUGCAUCUCAGUCCCAGCAUAAGGCGCUAGUCGAUUCAGAGCGCAGCUGGGAAUUUCAUUGAUCGUCAUUUUUGUGUGAGGUUAGGGAUUCCCCUCCUGCCCGUUGAUGCACCCUUCCCUAUCCAUGCCCUAGAUAGCCGUCCGUUGGGAUCUGGGUUGAUUAGGGUGGUCACAGCGCCACUUAAGAUGAGGACGCAGGGGGGUCAUGAAGAGAUUAUUCAGUUGUAUCUGAUCGACUCUCCUGCGUAUCCCGUGGUACUGGGGCUUCCUUGGUUAAUCGCCCAUGACCCCACCAUUUUGUGGCAACAGAGGGCUCUCAAGGAGUGGUCUAACCAGUGUGUCGGGCGAUGUUUAGGUGUUUCCGUAGGGGCGACCACAGUGGAGAGUCCGAACCAGGUGCCCGCAAUGCACAUUCCCCCCGAGUAUGAGGAUUUGGCACUCGUGUUCAGCAAGACUAGGGCGACGCGAUUGCCACCUCAUAGACGGGGAGAUUGUGCGAUAGACCUCCUGGCAGGUGCGGCACUUCCGCGGAGCCAUGUGUAUCCCUUGUCUCAAGAGGAGACGGCGGCUAUGGAGACGUACAUAGCCGAGUCUCUGAGACAGGGUAACAUACGGCCCUCCACUUCCCCUGUGUCCUCGAGUUUCUUUUUUGUGAAGAAAAAGGAUGGAGGGUUGCGCCCGUGUAUUGAUUACCGUAAUCUCAAUCAGAUCACUGUUAAAUACAGUUAUCCUCUUCCUCUGAUUGCGAGUAUGACGGAAUCAUUACGCGGAGCACGUUUCUUCACAAAACUGGAUCUCAGGAGCGCUUACAACUUGGUGCGCAUUAGGGAGGGAGAUGAAUGGAAGACAGCAUUUAGUACCACCUCGGGUCAUUAUGAGUAUCUCGUCAUGCCAUACGGGUUAAUGAAUGCUCCUUCAGUCUUCCAAUCCUUUGUGGACGAGAUCUUCCGGGACUUGCAUGGGCAGGGUGUGGUCGUGUACAUUGACGACAUUCUAGUGUACUCUUCUACACGAGCCGAGCAUGUAGCCCUGGUACGCCGAGUGUUGGGUAGGCUGUUGGAGCAUGACUUCUAUGUCAAGGCAGAGAAAUGUCUGUUUUUCCAGGAGUCCAUCUCCUUCUUGGGUCAUCGGUUGUCCGCGUCAGGGGUGGAGAUGGAGAUUGACCGUGUGUCAGCCGUGUGUAAUUGGCAGACUCCAACCACUGUUAAAGAGGUGCAACGGUUUUUGGGUUUUGCCAAUUACUACCGGAGGUUUAUCCGGGGUUUUGGACAGGUGGCAGCUCCCAUCACUUCCCUGCUGAAGGGGGGCCCGGUGCGUUUGCAGUGGUCGGCUGAGGCGGACAGGGCGUUUGAUAAACUGAAGAACCUGUUCACCUCGGCUCCGGUGCUGGCGCAUCCGGACCCCGCUUUAGCAUUCCAAGUGGAGGUGGACGCGUCAGAGGCCGGUAUUGGGGAAGUAUUGUCUCAACGCUCAGGCACGCCUCCUAAACAGCGGAACGAAAUUAUGACGUAGGGGACAGGGAGCUGCUAGCCGUAGUUCAGGCCCUAAAGGUGUGGAGGCAUUGGCUUGAGGGGGCUCAACACCCUUUUCUCAUUCUGACUGACCAUCGUAACCUGGAGUACAUCCGGGCAGCUAGGAGACUGAACCCUCGUCAGGCUAGGUGGAACAUGUUUCUGACCCGGUUUGUUUUUAAGCUUACUUACAUCCCAGGGUCCCAGAACGGUAAGGCAGACGCCCUGUCCCGGCGGUAUGACACAGAGGAGAGGUCCAUUGAGCCCACUCCCAUACUGCCGGAGUCUUGUCUGGUGGCACCGGUGGUGUGGGAGAUCGAUACGGAAAUUGAGCGGGCGUUCCGCACCGACCCUACUCCUCCGGAGUGUCCAGUGGGGCGGACGUACGUGCCGUUCGAGAUCCGCGAUGGUCUCAUAUAUUGGGCUCACACGUCACCCUCCUCUGGACAUCGAGGUAUUGGCCGGACAGUGCACUGCCUUAGUGUUAAGUACUGGUGGCCAACAUUGGCUAGGGACGUGAGGGUUUAUGUCUCCUCCUGCCCAGUGUGCGCCCAGUGUAAGGCGCCUAGACACCUGCCCAGGGGGAAGUUACAGCCCCUGCCCGUUCCACAACGGCUGUGGUCUCACCUCUCGGUAGACUUUGUCACUGACCUACCCCCCUCCCAGGGUAAUACCACUAUUCUGGUCGUUGUGGAUCGGUUCUCUAAGGCCUGUCGUCUCAUCCCAAUGCCGGGUCUCCCUACUGUCCUACAGACCGCUGAGGCUUUGUUUACCCACGUCUUCCGGCACUACGGGGUUCCCGAGGAUAUAGUGUCCGAUCGAGGUCCCCAAUUCACCUCUAGAGUCUGGAGGGCGUUCAUGGAACGUUUGGGGGUCUCGGUUAGCUUUACCUCAGGUUUUCACCCUGAGAGUAAUGGGCAGGUGGAGAGAGUGAACCAGGAUGUGGGUAGGUUUCUCAGAUCGUAUUGCCAGGACCGGCAGGAGGAGUGGUCGGGAUAUAUCCCUUGGGCAGAGAUUGCCCAGAACUCUCUUCGCCACUCCUCUACUAACCUGACCCCUUUCCAGUGUGUGUUAGGGUAUCAGCCGGUUCUGGCACCAUGGCAUCAGAGCCAGAUCGAGGCUCCUGCGGUGGAUGAGUGGUUUCGGCGCUCGGAGGAGACGUGGAACGCUGCACACGUCCAUCUGCAGCGGGCUAUCCGUAGACAGAAGGCGAGCGCCGAUCUCCACCGCAGUGAGGGUCCAAUAUACGCACCUGGCUCUCGACUCGAAACCUGCCCCUUCGCCUGCCCUGCCGGAAGCUGGGUCGGCGGUUUGUGGGGCCAUUUAAAGUCCUGAGGAGAUUGAACGAGGUAUGCUACAAGUUACAACUGCCUAAUGAUUAUCACAUUAACCCCUCGUUCCAUGUGUCUCUCCUCAGGCCGGUGGUAGCUGGUCCACUCCAGGACAGUGAGAUAAGAGAGACUCCUCCGCCCCCACUGGACAUCGAGGGGGCUCCGGCGUACUCAGUCCGGUCCAUCGUGGAUUCGAGACGUCGGAUGGGGGGUCUACAAUAUCUCGUGGAGUGGGAGGGGUACGGUCCGGAGGAACGGUGCUGGGUGCCUAGGAGGGACAUCUUAGAUCCCUCCCUCCUGACGGAGUUCCACCGUAACCAUCCCACGCGCCCUGCUCCGCGUCCUCCUGGCCGUCCCAGAGGCCGGGGUCGGCGCACGGCUGGAGCCGCGCGUCAAGGGGGGGGGUACUGUCACGAAUACCGCCGAGGCUGCUCCUCCUCCUUGUUCGGGCAGGCUUCGGCGUUCGUCGUCCCCAGAGUACUAGCUGCCACCGUUUGAUGUUUUCGAUGUUUGUUUGGUCAUGUCUAGUUUAGUGCACCUGUUUCGUAUUCUGUCCUGAUUAUGUCACCUAUAAGUUUCCCUGUGUUAUGUUUUGUAGUUGUGUGUUAUUGUCCGCCUGUCGUUUUGUUGUGAGGUUCGGUACUUUUGUUUAUGAGUGUUUUACGCAUUUCGCGUAUCAGUUCGCCUCCGUUGUUUCGAGGCCAUUUAGUUUUGUAUCUUGUUCAAUUACUUCAGUAUAGUCGUUUUGACUUAUCCGCUGUGUCCUGCGCCUGACUUCACCACCGCAUCCACAUCCGUAUCGUGACAGUUAGUUAAUCAAAAUACAGUUAAUGAAUAUCACAAUGAAUUGAUCAAGAAGUUGAAGUCAAGACUUUAUUGGUUUCUGAAAAUAAAUAAAUAUGUAAAACACUAUGGAGUUUGAUAAACUGCAUUGGUACUUGGAUUGGAACCGGUGCAAUGGUCAGAUGACAUGAAAUUAGAGCUCUUUGGCCACACACACCAGUGGUGGGUUUGACGUUGAAAAACAGAACCAUAUGCAGAAAGGUACCUCAUACCUAUGGUACAAUAUGGUGGUGGAUCUUUUGAUUCUAUGGGGCUGUUUUGCCUCCACUGGUCCUGGGGCCCUUGUUAAGGUCAACGGCAUCAUGAACUUUACCAAGAACCAGGACAUUUGAGCUAAAAACCUCUGCCAGGACACUGACACUUGGCCGCAAGUGGAUCUUCCAGCAAGACAAUAACCCCAAGCACUAAUCAAAAUCCACAAAGAAAUGAAUGCAAAAAUCUCUAGACUUGAACACCAUUGGAAACCUGUGGUUUGAAUGGAAGAGGGCAGUCCAUAAGAGCAGACUAAAGAUAUCGAGGGUCUAGAAAGAUUCUGUAUGGAGGAAUGGUCUAAGAUCCCUCCCAACAUGUUCUCCAAUCUCAUUAAACAUUUUAGAAAAAGGCUCCGUGCUAGAGGAUUGAAAACAGGGGUGCCAAUAAUGUUUUAUUUAUUUAUAUUAUUACUUAUAUUUAUAUAUCUUUCUCUCAGCAAUUGUAUUAGUAUAAAAUAAUGUAAUUUUCCAAUUUUUUUGAGCUCAGUAUUUUAUAUUAUUGAUUUUAUACAGUCUUUUUUGAUAAUCUUUAUCAAGGGUGCCAAUAAUUAUGGACCUGGCACCAUUGUCCAUGUAUAGUGCACUACUUUUGACCAGGGCUCAAAACCCAAGUGGAUUGAGCUGGAGAUUCAUUGCAUGGAAAACUGUUCUGACACAAUACAGCUUACGCUAGCGGUUGGGCCGCUACCCCCACAAAGCUAGAUAAUUUUUUUAUUAAUGUAAUUUUACAAUAUGUAUGUCGUGGUUCUUUGAUAGAAAAUUGUAUUUUACAACCUCAGAAGUGAAACAUGGCCAAAUGGCAGGAAUUGGAUUCUACCCCAUCUCUGCUCUGUAUGGACAUUAUGACUAGAGUAGCAACUGGCGACGGAGGUAUAAAAUGGCAAAGUACAGUACCUCCUUGCCAUUAGUCUUGGGGCUUAGGUAUCGACACGAGGAAACACUCAAAAGAUUAUCGACACUCAAAAGAUUGAUAUCUACAAAACAAAUCCUCUUGAGGUAAAAAAAGUCCAGAGAUUCAUUCAAGAGCCUUGAUUUUUAUCACAAAAUUAAUGUAGAAAGACUUGACACUUAUAUAGUGCAAUAUAAAUCAGCAUAAUUUCAAUACCCAUUGAUGAUGUUCCAGUAAAUUAAAUGUAAUCCACAUUCAACCUGCUGGAAAAGAUACUGCAAAAUGUGUGGAAGACAUACAUUCUGAAAUAUCUCUCAUCUCCCCAGUAACCAUCUUUCUGGCUGCAGGUGGAGCAGAGGCCAAGAACCCGGCCUAUGUGUUCAGUGCAUAA